AUGGCCGACAAGAGUGGAAAGAUUCUUUCAGGUCCAUUAUACAUCGAAGUUGAAUAUGACUAUGAAUACGAAGCAAAAGACAAAAGGAUUGUGAUUAAACAAGGGGAGAGAUACAUUUUAGUGAAAAAGACGAAUGAUGACUGGUGGCAAGUUAAGAGGGAUGAAAACUCAAAGCCAUUCUAUGUGCCAGCACAGUAUGUGAAAGAAGUAACUCGCAAAGCACUAAUGCCACCUAUCAAGCAAUUGGGUGGGCUGCCAAACAGCUCUUUAAAACUUAUGCAUGGGUUACAGAGGUCAACAGAAAAUGUCAAUAAGUCUCCGGAGCUUUCUAGUUUUGGGAAAUCUUCUCCAGUUCAAGUGUCUAGCACAGUUCGGGAUGCCAAUCAGAAUUUGGGACCAAACGUUAGCCCAGGUCAGAAUUUUGGCCUGAGCUUGGACCUUUUGCAGAAUAAUGGGAAAUCAAAUGAAUUUCAGUUCCCUAAAGUUUCCAAUCAGAACAGAACAUUCUCUGUGUCCCAUUUUUCUUGUUCUGAAUGUGUGGAGAUAGAAAAGACCAGCUUUUCGCAAGAACAGUCCUGUGAUUCUGCAGGAGAAGGCUCAGAGAAAAUCCACCAGGAUUCAGAAUCUGGAGAUGAACUCAGUAGCAGUUCCACAGAACAAGUACAGGUAAGAUGAGAUGCAUCACAGUCAAAUUUGAACUAUUUUGUGUCUUAAAAAAAGGUAUGAAGUAACAAUUUAGCAAGAAGUUUGUUUAUGUACACAAACUUUUUAUACUAAAUGUAUAAGAACUAAGCUUACUCAGCUACUGUGUGUUAGAAUAGUGAGAGCAUACUUAAUAUUUCUCUGGUGACACUCACCAGGUGGUUUGUUUUUGUGCAGUUAUCCAUUGAUUUGCCAUUUUUCAGAAAUUAACCCUUCUUUGAAGGGUUCAUUAAGCAUGAGAAGGAUGAUGGAAAGGAUUGGAUCAGUUUAGCCUGUUAUGGUCAACGUACGUAUCCUCUUGCAGAAGUUCUUAUUAAAUAGAUAGAAAUUUCAAAUGGCCAAUAGAGUGGAAAGCUUUUCAUAUUCUGUAGCGCAUCUGGGUGGUCAGUGCUCGACACUGGGUUAGACAUGCCAUUUUUAUUCACAGAGGUUGUGGUAGUUCUUAUCAGCUUAUUUUUAGGAGUCCCUGAGCUGUACUACUACAACAACUGUAGUACAGAUGCAUUCCAUGGAUGCUAGUUGUUUCAUGUCAUCCUUGUUAUUUUUUGAUGUAGCAGCCAUCAGUGAUGAUUGAUACUCCUUGAGUUGAUAAUUGCCUAUGAGGGUUUUGAUAAAUUGAUGUGCCCUGAACAGUGAACAUAAUCUUCAUAGCACUUAUUAUGUUAUUAAUCCAAAUUAGCUGACAACCAUCACAUAUACCACUUUCACAUUUUUUUAAAAAAGUAUUUAUUUAUUACUCAUCCUUCACCCUAAGGUCCCAGAACUGGUUACAACAUUAAAAACACAAUAUUAAUACAACUUAAAACCUCAAAAAUAAGGGGUGUUCUCAAAAUGUACCCCUCAAGUGUCAAAAGCUAGGGUAAAGAGAUUAAUCUUCAACGUCCGUCAGCUGUGUAAUGAAGUUGAAAGAUGUGCCUUUGUGGGGCGGCAGUUUCACAGCUUAGGGCUGCCACAGAGAAUGCAGUCUCCCAGGCUUCCACCCCCUGAACUUCCAAGGGCGGAGAAACUACCAAUAAGGCUCCCUCUGCCCAUCUCAGCACUCCAGGUUGUGUUUCGGUUAGUUGGGGCCUGAGUCAUUUAAGACUUUAAAUCAGGGGUCAGCAAACUUUUUCAGGAGGGGGCCGGUCCACUGUUCCUCAGACUUUGUGGGGGGCCGGACCCACCCUCUCCCGAAAGGACCCCCCUGCCACCACUCACGCCACAGCCGCUGACGCUGCCUCAUCUUCUGCAGCGUCGUCGCCGUCCUCUGCCUCAGCCAGGGGUCUGUGGGGUGCAGAGCCCAUGCCGCUGGCCUGGGCAGUGGAGGCAGACUCUGCUACUGCCGCUUCCGCUCAGCUCUUGGCCAUACACGGCCGCCUCAGUGGGAAGGAAGGGGUGUCGCCCAGAGGCAUCCAUGGCUUUGGAUUGGCUGCAGGAGCUUCGUGCAGCCAAUCCGAAGCCGUGCCAGCGUUGCGGAAGUCAGUCUCUGCACGGUGAGGCCUCCGCUCCGCACUGGUUUAGUGCGGGGACUGACUGAGCAGGUAGCAGGGUCCACGGGCUGGAUUUACGAGCCUGGUGGGCCGCACCCGGCCCCUGGGCUGUAGUUUGCCAACCCCUGCUUUAAACACUAAUGUGAGCAUAUUGACUUGGGCCCGGAAACAAACUGGCAACGGGUGUAGCUAUUUUAAAACAGUGAAGCCCCAGACUGAUUGAGUUUUCUGAAUCACCUUCAAGGAAAUCCCCACAUAGAGUGCAUUAAAGCAAUCCAAUCUGGAAGUUACCAAAGCAUGGAACAUAGUGACCAAGUUAUCUCUAUCCAAAUGGGGUUGUAGCUGGUGAACCAGCUGGAGAAAAGGCACUCCUAGUCAUUGAAGGAGCCUGAGAAUCCAGUGACAAGUGUUGAAUCCAGGAACAUCCCCAAUUGCUCUUAUCAGCAUUUUUUAUUAGUGACUUUGGCUGAUGUUGGUAUUUCCAAAUAGAAGCACUAGGGAAACUGUACUGAACAAGUUUGAUAAAACUUACAAUCAGAAUGCAGGAGUUAUACAGAUGUCCUGUAUGAAAACCACCAACUCCCUGUGGACUGACCCAAUGCAAUUCAAGAAGACCUGUUAUAUGCAAUACAGUAUGUAACAAAUGAAAAGUGCAAACAGGUCAAACAAAGUAUGGCAAGCAGUUCUUCUUGAACAACACUCACUUGUAGAGCCAGUUUGCAGUCUGGAUAAGGCUUUUGGACCUAAUUUUACUACUGGGUACUCAGGUGUCAGCUAUAUAUCCAUGCUGCUUGGGGGUGGGGAAGCGUCUAGCCUCAGAAUGCUCUCUCUCAUUCUCACUAGGCAAGAAACAGAUCUGUCACAGUCUUAGACAAUAGUCUUAGAAAUUUAAAACUGUAACAUUACAAAAUGGGUGUAAUAUUUUAUCUAGUUAUGAUGCCCACAAGCUAUGUUACUUUCAACAUAGCCAUGAGUGGUGAAAAGCUGUCAUAGCAAUUAGACAUCAACAUUAUUUUAAUAAGCAAGAAAGACACCCUAUAUCCUAGUUCUUUGCCCUGCAGAAUGUAGCAAACUAUAAAUGUUGUAAUAAUGUGACUCUUCAGUUUGUAACUUCAGCAAAGUACAUUAAAAUUAUGAUUGGGAGAGUUUAGGUUCAGGAAAUCAAAUUACACCAAAACUGGACUGAACUUCAUCCCUGAGGAAAACCAGAACCAUUGAAUGAAAGUCUGUUGGAACUGAAAAUGGAAAGAAAAAUUCAGGCUAGUAGAUCAGAAUAAGAACAAGCAAACUUGUUUCCUCUGGAUCAAGCAGAUCUAGAGAUUUAAAUGCCUGCUAGAUUUUACUGAACUACCCUCCUGCUUUUUAAAAUCUUUCAAUAGUGACCAUUGUUUGGCAGAAAUCAGCUGGGUAGAAAUUAAGGUCUUUGCAAGCUGUUCUUAUGACUGUUUGUUGCCAGAACAUGAAGUUCCAGGCUGCGUAUGGUUACCUUGAAAACAAGUGUUAAGCUAAGUGAGUGUUAGCACUAUACAGUGAAUGUGAGAUGUCAAUUGUCUUUAUGCCAGCUUAUGUGGAGGCCAAAGAGCGUUCUUUCUUCAUUGGAUCCUACUUUUAACAGGGUCUGCUGUCUGUGUCUUGCACAUUUUAAAGUCUGUAUAAAUGCAUUUUAGAAAAUAAAAGAAGUUUGUGUUUGUUCUACACAAGAGAGUCUGUGCAACAGCUUAUUGCGGGUUGUAGGAAUGCAUUCCAGUUUUCUUUGUUUGAACCUAUGAGAAGCCUCCUAUCAGUUUUACGGGGGGGAUGGGAUUGAAUUUUCAUUAAAUAGGUUGUGCAGCAGGGCAUAUACAUGCCUUCUGUUCCCAAUUUUGCGUGAUCUGUGUUAGAUUCUCACUGUAAACGUAGAAUACCCAAUGGCACAAGCAUACACAAGCUUCAAUUUAAAAAGUGAUACUAGAUUCAGUGUUUUUAAAAAAAUGACUAUGUUUCCUUUCUCCUCUUUUGGUGAAUGGUAACACCACAGGAUGUAUUCUCAUUUCACUCUGUUAUGUGACCUUAUGUUCCAAUGGAACUGCCUUUAUUGUGACUGUCAGCAGCUAUCUGUAUUUUUGUGGGAAGGAUGUGUAUGGCCUGCCUCUGCUUACUUGCUGUUGUGCGUGGUGGGAUUGAUUGCAACAGCCUUGUUUUCUGAUUGUGGGCACAGUUGCUUUCUUUUGGUCUCAGUUCCACAGCUGCAUAGGGGAUCCCUAAUAAACACUAUGCAUUUUGAAGACUUUUCUGCCACACAGACUCAUCUGAACUUUGGCAAGAUUAUUUUCUUCAUCAGUCCCCUAUCUUCAUAUAGGAAUUAAAAGUGACCAAUGCUUGCUGGUGUUUUGAAAGCAAGAAUUUUGCUGAUUGUUGUUAAUUGUCAAAUUAUUAAAUAAUCUAAAUCUAGUUUGCAUAACCAUUAAUUCAUGUAACAUGUACAUUGAAGCAAGCAGUGCUUAAUUUGGGGAAGGAAGAGAGUGUGAGGUGACCUUUAGGUGGCUCCUUAUUUGAAUAUACAGUAUAUAUAACCAAUGUUAAAUCUCUGUAGACAAAUUUUGGUUUAUCUGGCCUGUUGUUGUGGAUAGGACUCUCACAAUAAUGCAGUCAGCUUCCUGCCUUCUUGCCUCAUGCCUAUCAUGUUUGGUGAAAGCCAGUUGGGGGAAGGGUGUUGAUUAGAUAGGUCCAGGAUGUGGUGAAUGUGUCUUUACACAACAGAGUGGUGCAUUCUGCUCUUAAACAGGUGUGAAAGUGUGUUCACUCCUGAAGAAGCCCACCCUGAAUCCUAUGGUUUAUAACAACUACUGCCUGGUUGCAAAUACCCCAUUUUUGGGUAAGGGGAUAGAGAGAGUGGUGGUUGUGCAGUUCAUAGAAUCAUAGAGUUGGAAGAGACCACAAGGGCCAUCGAGUCCAACCCCCUGCCAAGCAGGAAACACCAUCAGAGCACUCCUGACAUAUGGUUGCAGGAGUUCAUGGAGAAUGCAGAUUAUCUAGAUCCAUAUCAGUCUGGGUUAAGGCGCAGUUUGGGACUGUCCUGAUGAAUGAACUACAUAACUUUUAAAAGACAUCUGAAGGCAGCCUUGUAUCAGGAAGUUUUUAAUGUUUGAUGCUUUAUCAUGUUUUAUAUAUUCUGUAAGCGACCCAGAAUGGCUGGGGAAAUUCAGCCAGAUGGGCGGGGUAUAAAUAAUAACAUUAUUAUUAUUAUUAUUAUUAUUUUAUUAUUAUGAGUGGGACGGGGGUGUGGGACUCUGCUUCUUUUUCUUGAUCUCUCUGUGGCUUUUGCUACCAUUGACUAUGGUAUUCCCUUUGGCAAGCUCUGUGAAAUGCGUAUUGGGGGUCCUGUUAGACAGUGGUUCCUGUCCUCCCUGUAGGGUUGAAUCUAGAGAGUAGCAUUGGGAGACUGUAUUUCAGCUAUGGUGUAUCUUAGUACUGUACAAUCUGACCUCUAGUGCUGUUUAAUACUUGUAUGCAGCCUCUGGAUGUGGUCAUUCAAAGUUUUUUUGGGGGGAAAGGGUCAUCAGUAUGCUGAUGGCACACAGUUCUACUUCUCUACAACAUCAGCGGCAGGAGAGGAUGUGCAUGAUCUGAACCAUUGUCUGGGUGCAGUUGGCUAGGGUUGGGGUUGUGCUCUUUGUCUCUGAAGUCCAAAUUACUGCCUAUAGCUAGUAAACCAGAUGUAGCCAUUCUUGGAAAUCAGUAGUGUGGUCACAGUGAUUGGCCACCUCAAGAUUCCAUUAUUGCCGUGUGCUCUAUGUUGGGCUAUCUUUGGGCCUGGUCCGACAGUUCCAGUUGGUGCAAAAUGGUGCAACAGCUGGACUGAUGAUGAGGACUGAUGAUUGCCAGCAGAUACCUGCAGUGAUCAAAAGCAUGCACUGACUCCCCAUAUGCUACUGGGCCAGGUUCAAGAUCCUUGUAUUUGCUUGGGUCUAGGAUAGCUUGGAGACUGGCCGCCAGAUCCCUUAUAUCCCUGCCCAAUCAAUGAGGUCUUCGUGGGAGUCACUGUUAGUGGCCUCCCAUGGCUCAGAUGCAUGGCUCAUAUCCACAAGAAGCUCCUUUCGCUGUUGAACAUACGGGGCUUCUGAAUUUAUUCCAGCAAGCUUUUUAACUGAAUUCUGAUUUUAUACCGUUAUACUCAUUUUUAGGCUUAUUGUAUUGGGUCUCCUGUACAUUACUAAGAGACAACCGUAAUUAAGUGGUAUAUACAUUGUUGAAAUAAAUAAAAAAUUAUAACACAAUAGGUAACAAUGAAAUUCUUUCUCCAACCUGCAGUGCAUGAGAUCUUAGGGGAGGGGAAAUUAGCUUCUGGACAUGCUUCGUGCCAGAGGAUGGACUUUUGGAUUUGUGGCCGCCUGUCCUUAUCAGUAGGGAUGGUGCAGAGGUCUUAAGAGGAAACUCUGGGCACUGUUGCACCCGGAAUGCUCUAGUCUCCCUUUUAAAACAUGUGCUUGCUUUGAGUAGAACUGUUAUGGUGACAUAUGCUCAUUAACUUUUAAAAUCUGUGUGAAGGUGCUCAGUGUAAUCUUUGUAUGUUGUGUACAGGAAGUUCAUGUCUGAUUUAAAUGCUUCCCAUACUUUGUCUCUAAUGUAUCAUUUAUAGAGAAGUUGCUAUAAGUAGCAAGUUGGGUUAAUAAUUACAAAUAUAGGCACUGACCUAUUUGCAAAGAUUGCUCUGUCUUUCAUCCUCUUUACUAAUUGACUAUUGCAUAAACUGUGAAGCACUAGAGGGAUUAUCACUAGGCUGUGUCUUGCUUUGAUGAAUCUUGUGUAGUAAUGAUCUUGCAAACAGACUCUCUCCUACCACUGCAGGUUUACCUUGAAAAUAUACACCUUGCUAAAAUCGGUAACACUGCAAACACACACCUGUAAGACAUAUUUAAAUAUCUCUUUUGAAUGACUGCCUCCCUCAAGUUCAGAUUAAGUGUAUUUAAAAUGUGUCUUUUGUCAACAUGGCUGAUCCCACACCCCCAAGCAGGCCUCUGGUGGUGGUGAAUUUUCUUUAUAUGCCAUCUUUCCUUCCAGUCAGGAGCAAAGGGUGGUAUACAGCGGCAGUAAAAUACAAUCAAGUCAAGAACACCACACUUUAAAAACCUCCCUACAUGCAACAGAACUUGACAUAAAACAACACUAGCAUAUUUCAACAGCUGGCUCCCCAGGGCAUUUAUCUCCUUAAAGCCCAAGUUCACUUUAGUUGACCCCAAAAGUGAGGGGAACACACAUGCUGCUUCAGGGACAGGGAGGGCUCCCUAAUUCCUGGACCAGAGAACCCCAUAUUCACAGGACCUCCAUCUUAUUCAGCUUUAGUUCAUUGGCCUGCACCAAACCAUCAUUCCCUCUGGACACUGGUCCCCUACCUGCACAACCUCUUCAGAUGGGAUGGAGGGGUAGAGCUAAUUGUCAUCUAUAUACUAAUAGCACUGUGCUCUAAAUCCCCAGAUGACAGCUCCUAGUGGUUUCAUAUAAAUCAAGAAUAGGGAACUUAUGGCCCUCCUGAUGUUGUUGGACUCCACCUCCCAUCAGCCCCAGCCAGCAUGGCCGAAGGUCCAGGAUGAUGAGAGUUAUCCAUCAACAUUUGCAGGGCCUCAGGUUCUUCAUCCCUCAUACAGAUUUUAAAUGUCACUUUUGGUGGGGGGGUUGGACAGGAUGGAACCCUACAGGAACAUAAAGACACAUCUAGUCCAGCAUCCUCUUCUGACAGUGACCAAUGAGAUCCCCAUCAGAAGCAGCCCACAAGCAGGAAAUGAGUACACUAGCAUUCUCGCCACUUGUGUUUCCCAGCAAGCAGUAUACAGAGGAAUACUGCCUCCCAUAGCAAUGGUAGAACACAGGCAUCAUGCCUAGUCCCAUCCUUUGUGAAUUUGUCUAACCUUUGAAAGCCUUCAGGGUUGGUAGGCAUCACUGCAUUUUGUGGGAGCAAAUUCAAGAGUUCAUUUUAUGUACUUCCUUUUGUCUGUCCUCAAUCUUCCAACAUUCAGCUUAAUUUGAUGGGUACAGGUUCUAGUAGCAUAAGAGGAGAAAAAUGUCUUUCUCUCUGCAUAAUCUUACACAGCCUGUAUCAUAUCUCCUUUUACCUUUCUUAAUGGUCCUCAAAGGGUAUUGACCUAUUAUGAUAAACAGUAUAUUUUUGUUCCUAUGUCACUUGCUGGAUAAACCCUUUCCUAUAUUUGAAAUAUGGACAUGGUCCGUCCUAUUUGUUCUAUGAGCCAACAAGAUUGGUAAUUAUGUUCAAACCUGUUGAUGCUAAUACAUGGCUUCAAGGAACUGAGUUAAGCACCAUCCUUUAUGUUGUACCAAGUGGCAGAUGGUAGUCCCUUUCUGUCACAAAUAAUAUUAUGCAUCAGAAUGAUGGAUUUGAAAGCAUAGAGAUUCCAUAUCUCAUUACUUAUCCUUGAUUCUCAGUUGCACUCUUUAUUCUUUGUUCCAUUUUAUUAAUCUGGCAUUUUUGUUCUUCUACAAAAGGAAAGAAAAUAAAAAUAAACAAGAUGGAGGGGGAGGGGAUGGAGAGAAGACACUCCAUUUGGUUGCAACCAAAACAAAAUGGGAGUGAAGUUCUCUGGUUAAAUCUAGCUUAAAAUUGUUUUUUAAUGAACAAAAUGUUAACUUGAUGCUACAUGAAAGAACUGUUUUAUAUGCAUAAUGACUCAUAGGUUGCUUUUGAAGGUUCAACUGGAAUUCAGGCUAGAUAAAAGUCUGCCCACCAAUAUGUCAUGUAUGUUUUUGAAUCUAUUAGUUUUAGUUAAUAGUCAAAUUCUUAAGAAACACAUUAAGAUUUGCAGAUUAAAAUUAUUUGAUUUAAUCAUAGCAUCAUUUGAUACCUUGCAAGAAGAGUGGGGGAACUGGAUCUGGUCAGCAGGCCAAAUCCUUAUCUCCACACACUUCUGCAGGACAGGUAGGUGGGACUGUGCACCUGUCAAUCACCUGGUGUCACAGUGCUGUCAGAUGACCUGCUUUUGACCACAUGGUUUGAAAUCAAAGUGCGUCAGCAAAAAUGUGUGUGCAGGGCUUCCCAAAGCCCAACAAUCAGCUGAUAAUUGGCACUUGGGAUGUGAUGUGUAAGGUGCUUUACAAGCACCGUUGAUCAGCGGUUCUUGCAAAGUCCCUUUUGUGCAAGCUCUACCUUUACACCAGAUAUGACAUUAGGUGUAGGGCAUGUGGGUGUGGCUUGGAUGAAUCAGCUUUAUGGGCCAAAUGAACUAAAUCAGUCUUGCAGGGCUGGAAAUGCCCCGUCUCUGCCUCACAGCAGCAUAAAGAACUAAGACUCUUAAUUCUUCUGUAGGCUAUCAUUCAUUCUCAUUAGUAGAUGACUUGAAUCUCAUUUAGUUUUCUGUUGUGUGACACAAAUUUUAAGCUAGGAUAAAUAUGUGCUUAGGAAAGCAGCUAAUACAUGUUAACUAACUCACUGAAGUUAAGCUGUGGGAAAUGAGGAAGGGGAUUUCUUUAAUUUUUUGCUGGGAACAGCUGUGUGAACUAUGGUUUAAUGGAAAAAAAGCUGGUGCACAUUGCAAGCCUUGACAUGUAUAUAUCAUAGAAUCAUGGAAUUGUAGAAUUGGAAGGGACCAUGAGGAUCAUCUAGUACAGCCCAUAUAUAUGGUGCUAUUUUAAAAAAGGGAAGAAAAGAAAAGAAAAAAGUUUGUAUCCCAAGAUAAAUCUCAAGUGUUAAGUGAAGCACAAACCAUUUUUGUGUGAACUUGUUAGUGAGUGCAAUUAGAGGCAUUGUUUUCCUAGUAUAUUAUCAAUGUAGGCAUCCCUGUUUCCUAAAUGUUUUGCUUGUAAUUUCUUAUAGCGUAAAUAUCUGGUUGAGCUAACCUGAGAGAGAGAGUAAAAGCAGUGUGGUUUACAAAGCUUUUUCAAGAAAAGAAUGGUUUGAGAUGGGCUUUCUUAUAUUGGGGUGCAUUGCAUGGUUCCCCCCGAUACCAGACUUAAAUGUGUGUUACAUUUUCUAUUCAGACCUUCUUCCAAGGAGCUUAUCUAGCUUCUGUGUGAGAGGUAAUGCUAAAGGAGUAUGACUUCACCAUGUGUGAUAGUUACCCUUAUACAAUUUGCCCUUAUACAAUAGUUUACUAGGUACCCUAACCAUUUUAGUCUCUAUUUGUUGGUUAGAAUAUGGUAGCCCAUACAUGCUUUGUUCCAGACAGCGAAACCUUGGGAGCUUAUGAAAACAGAAUCUGUUUGAUUUCAGCUGCUUUAAGUGGCCAAAUAUGAUAUUGAGGCUAGAGGUGCAUUGCAAAUUGCUGACAUCCACAGAUUACUUUUAUUGUGGCUAGCCAGAUGACAUGAUCGUGGCGCCUUUAAGACACUGAACACUGAAAGCUUCUCUUGGUAUCACUGUUAUUAAAACACUUUAUCAAAGGUGGCCUGUUGAUUUUAUGUAAGAGUCCAAGGAGCAGACUUCUUGAACUUUGGCUUUCUACAUGCUAAACAGAUUAUUUCUACUUUAUUCAUGGUGGAUUGCUUCUGCUGCGUAUGCUCUCUGUAGGCAGCAUUUGUUGUUUUCUGUAUUCAGAAGAAUAUUUUGGCUCAACAAUAAGCAAAUGAAGAAUGAAGAUGUGGCAACACUAGACAUGCAAAGCAUCCAAGUAAGUCUGUGGACUAAGUUUUCUUUUUUUAAACUUCCUGUUCUGGCUCAGCAGGUUGCUGAAAUGGAGGUUUUUAUAUGUGCACAUGUGGAAUUAGUAUUAACCAUGGUAUUAACCAUCUGCAUUAAUGUAAAAAUGUUUUGCUAAUAACUUAAGGAGAAUGGCAAGAGGUGGUCCUGUACGUAUUACAGUAAUAUUUGAGAUACUGACGUAACUUUGCCUACAUUUGAGGAGUUAACAAGUGUGUGAAAUAACCAAGAGACACACGGAGUAAUUACUGAGAAAAGCCACCCCAACUUUUUCUUCUAAAGGACACACAGAUAUUUUGGCUCUUUGUAGUUUACAUUAUUUUAAGAGAAAGAAGGCAAAAUACUAAUGUUAAGAACUGUUACAUUUUUAUAGUUGUAUAAAAUGUCAUAAGCAAAUGGUAAAUUGUGCCUCCUUGUUCUUUUGUACUGGGUUCAUUGGUAUCCCGCUAUCACUUCCAGCAUUGGCAUGUUUUUUGUCCAAUGUAGACAGCCCUUUUCCUAUCUAAAUAGCUAUUGUGGUGUCAUUAGAAUUUCUGUUGUUUGCAUACUUUAUAUCUGGCAGAUUACUUUUCUUUUGGCCUUUUCAUAAUGUGUUAAUAGUUUUCCUCAGUAUUACUCAGUGCUGUGAUAGGUGGCCUUCAACUCUUUUUGAAGUACCGUAUUUUUCGCCCUAUAGGACGCACUUUUUCCCCUCCAAAAAUGAAGGGGAAAUGUGUGUGCGUCCUAUGGGGCGAAUGCAGGCUUUCGCUGAAGCCUGGAGAGCAAGAGGCGUUGGUGCGCACCGACACCUCUCGCUCUCCAGGCUCCACGAAGCUACCCGCAAGCCUUGCGCACCCGGGGGAGCAGCCUGCAGCGCGGAGCACGGGGCGCCCUUCGGAGGACGCCCCGUGCUUUGCGCAGGUCUCCGCAGCCUGCCGCCCGGCGCGUGGGGCGCCCUGAAGCAGAGCGCCCCUCGCGCCGGGCAGACAUCGGCCAGCCCCACAAGCUCGGGGGACAGCGGGGAGGCGCAGUGCCGCCAUCCCACUGUUCCCCGACCUGGUUUUGGGGGGGGAAAUAAAGGAAAAAAAAAUUUCUUUUCUUUCCCCCCCAAAAAAGUAGGUGCGUCCUAUGGGACGAAAAAUACGGUAAGUAUUAUAAACAAUUUGCCAAUUCCUUCGUUCAUUUCCAUUGAUGGUGGUCUGGGUGUUGUGUGUUAAGCGAGUUUGGCAAUUGUAGCAUCUCAGAAAUGGGAAGUGUGGAAGGAGACGAGAAACAAGCCAGAAUGCAUAAUUCAGGCUUCAAAUAAACAUUGAAGACAAGAACAAUAAUAAGUUACUGGAAGUGGCAGAUAACCCCUCUAAUGCCGGAAUCUGAUUUAGGCAUAGCUUGGUUGAAUAAGCAACAGAUUUGUGAACAGAGUACAGUUAAAAAAUAUACAUAGGAAAACCAUCUAGUGAUAGAUGACAGUUGACAAAAAUAAAAGUAAAGAAAUGCCAUACUGCUUCAUCUGAUGCAUUUUUUCCAGCCUUAUAUUGUUCAAUUUAGCCAUUUCAGCAUAUUCCCGCAUUUUCCUAAUCCAUUCAUCUGUCUCUGGUUUGUUUUUUUUUAGCGUUUCAAUACUUUGCAAAGAAUAAUCAGGCAGCUGUUAGCAUGUGACUGAAUAGUUCUGAAUGUUCUCCUUUUAACGUAUAUAUCAAUAGUAAUAGUUGAUCUAGGCUUAGAUAUUUUAGUAUUUUUUAAUAAUUAUAUUUGCUUUAUUGCAAAAUUAAUUUGUGGCAAACCAUGAAUUUCUAUAUUUUGCUUGCGUUGUUGGGAAUGAGCAUAGUUAGAGCUAUGCUGAUACAAAUGAAAUCCAUGUUCUUCCUGCCGAACACAAAUCAAUUAGAUUAGUCCUCUGUAGGUAAGAUAAAGGGCAUAUGAAGGAGGGGAACCUAGAUUAAAUGGAACAUUUUUUUAAAGAACAGACUAGGUUGAUAAAAAGCUUUAUAACCAGGGAUGGUUUAUAUCUGAUUUUGUAUUCCUUUAUAAUGUUUACAGAUGUUUUAAGACACCAUAAUUUUGUUUGUUUUUAAAUAGAAAUAGCAUAGUUUAAGAUGAAAAAAUGUAUUUAAAAUUUAGACUCAUAUUCCUGUUAUUCCUCUUUUUGUUUUGUUACGGUAGUACUAUAUUCAUCUUAAAAACAAACCCAAAAUCUGCCUUUUGAGAUGGAGCAUCAUUAAUGCGAACAACAGGCAAUGCCCCCUAUUAUUAUAGGCUUUUUCACCCUUUGUUACUCCAGGGUACACCAUGUUAUAAGUUACCAGAAUCAACCACUGUGGGGGACCUGUAUGAUCUUACUCACCCAGAUUAUAUUAACAGAGUAUUUGAGCUCUAUGCUAAAUUUAGUUUCCAAAUGAAGGAUAUUUAUGACUCUGCCUGCCAAUUAAAGAUGGAUAUUUGUUCUCCAUCUCAUGCCAAAGCCUUAAUCUACCCCGUAACUACUAACUCAUGCUUCUGGACAGGUUGGGCAUGUAGGUUUGCUGUAGACUUAAUAAUUGGUCUAUUUACAUGUGGCUAGAUUAAGCGACCUGUUCCUUAUUUGGGGAUUCCUUUCCAUUUAGCUUCAGAACUAAGUAGUUUGCAGUGCUUGAAAAAAAUUGCACCAGAGUUGCAAAUUUAUAAAAAUUAGGGGGAAAUGCUUGAGUGAGAGCAGGGAAGUACAGAAGCCCACAGUUUUCAAACUAUGAUUAUGAGACUGGGUUCUAUCUGCAGCCUGGAUAUGGUCUGAAGGCAUAUGAGACAAUCACAUUGUUGAAGCUAAGCAGGUGUGAGGUCUUUUUGGAUGGGUAGAGCACUUGGAAUCCACAUGUGUAAACUGCUUGGUAGAAUAAAAAUGUAGCUAAAAUAUUUAGUCAUAUAAAUAUGCAGAUUGUCCACAGAAUGUUGCAUGGCUUAGAAUUAGCUGGACUAUGUAGUUGCUAGUAACUCAUUGCCUUCACCCAAAACUCUGCAUUUGCCGUGGAAUUUUGGGGAAAGUGCUGCUUCUCUGAUUCCAAAACUCAGCAGUGUGGCUGUAGAAAUUUCAUCUCCCUUAUAUUUGGGGACCAGGGACUUCUUUCAGCUAACUGGUGAUACAUGUUCCUCAUGUACAGAUUCUGUAGGAAAGACAUAUUCAGUUUGAAUGCUAGAGGAAUACCAUGGGAUGAGUCCACAGAAAGCAAAUUCCACAGUAUUUCUAUAGCAUUUAAAGGACACUAGUUGUAUAUCACUGUGGAUAUGACUGAACCAAAGUUUAGAACAUAGUAGGUCCUUUGUCUUCAGUAGGAAAAUUAAUUGUGUGAUUAACAUCUUGGCUAGAUUAGAGCUGUUGUUUUGAUGGCUGUAGGAAGCAUUUAAAUUCACUUUUGUUUUGAAUGACAAAAUAGGAAACUUGAUUUCAAUGAAUGAUCUGUCUAUCUUUUCUCUUACUGAGUCACUAAUACUUUUAAAAUGAGUCAAACCUAGCUUGAGUUGCAAGAGUAGCUAUGCUUCUAGUUUUUGUAAAUUUCCCUUUUCUGGUAAACCUAAGCAUUAUUUUAUGUUCCAUCUUUUGAUUCCAUCUUUUUUGGCUGCCCUCUGUGAAAUUUGACACCCACCCUGUAACCUUCUAAAAGUUGGUUAAGCGAUGCUUUGGGAAGGAGGAGUAAGGGCCCUGACUUGGCUAUAGAGUUCUCCUGCCUUCUUCCAGAGCCUAGUUAGUCCUUUUCCUGCUUUGUGAAGGAAGUGGGAGGGCUCGAGGACCCUGCCAGAGCCCCACCCCUCCUUCUCAAAGCCCUAUGCCUCACUUAGCUGGGUUUGGGAAGGCAGCAUGAGAGUAUGAAGGGGGACAUCAAAUUUUGGCCUCCCAUUCCUCCCCGGUGCAACAAGACUCUGUGCAGCUCAUGCGUUCCAUGUCAAAGUACUCUUGCAGCCCACUUAGUAAGAAAAGUUAGAUCGCCCUGGUACAGAGGAACAAAUUUCCUGCAUCCCUUCAGCAAUGCUUGAUCUGUUUGUGUUAUUAUACAGUGUGUGUGUGUGUGUGCGCGCGCACGCACAUGUGAUUUAAAAAUGAAUUUUAGGACAAUCACUCAAGAACGCAGGGAUUAAUAGCUUUAGGAUUCAAAACUAAAGAUCAGUUCAGGGAAAAGCGGGAGUCUUAAUAGGUAAUUAUAAUCUUUAGAAAACCUAAAGCUGUAUUUAUUUUUAAGAAGACUUUAGAAUACCGUUGUGUCUGCAUUACAUACCAGUCUACCUGAGAUAAGUUAUCUGAAUAGAUAUAUUUGAGGAUUUUAUUUUGAGCUGUAUUUUCCAGAUAGUAAACAUUUCUGUACAUUUUCUAUAAAGCAUAAUAUAUUCAUGUUUUAUUCCCAAAUAAGCUACAACUGUUUCAUGUGCUCUUACAAACUUGGUGAAUGCAAAAACUUGCAGGUGAAAAGUUAAGGUAUAGGGAUUUUAUUAUUGUGCAUAACAUAAUACUAUUUAGAAUUUGAAUGCAACACUAGAAAACACCGUAGUUCCCAACCUCACAAUGUGUACGUUGUGCAAACUAGUGCAGCUCAAACUUUGCACUGGUGGGAAGUUUAGGUCCUCUUUUUGUUGAGGCUUAGUAAUGGCAGCUGUUAUUGAAAGCACAGUUCAGAUUAGCAAACCCUGCAGGAGGGGUACUUCAGGUCCACUGUAAUCACUGCAGGGCUGUAAAUGUUGGGGCAAACGGCCAAGUUCUUCAUGUCCCUCUGUGUAACUCAAUCGGAAUUUUAAAAAGCACAAGUUCUAUACUUAAGUUUGGUUAUUUUUGUAGGGAAUGUGUAAUUAGUAGAAAUAAUGAGUGGUGAAGGGAGGAGGUUGCUAUUCUUGUGAAAACAAAGGAUUUGGGUAAUGAAACCUAUUAACGUGCCUAAAAGUUGAUACACAGAUUUUGAUAGUCUUUUUACAGGUUGGUACAGUAUGCUGCUGAGUAACCGCUGUAGUUUAGUAGUGUUUCAAGUAAUCCAUCUUCAGGCAACACAAUAGCCUGUGCAGGACUGCCCAAUGCAUUUUGCUGCUGGAGGUACAGCAGCACAUAGCAGGUGCCUUUCUUCCAGCAAUCAAAGUGUAUCGUGUGCGUCUGAUUACAAGUGGUGGGGAAGCACAGGUGGGGAGAGUGCUAUUGUGCUCACCUCCAGCUUGUGAGUUUGCAUCAUCAUCAUUUUUUAUUUGUGUACCGUCUUUCUAUCUUACAAUACUUAAGGCGGUUUACAAGCUGAAGAAACAAAAAAUGUACAACUUAUAACAAUCUAAUGCAAUACAAAAAUGUGAUAAUAAAACAAAACUUUAAAAUAAGCAACCUACAUCAAAAAGUAACAUUCAAUAAUUAUUAGAAUAGUACAAAAUAAUAAUAUCUACAUAUAAAAGUUAAACAGAAAUCCACUCAACAGUUACAAUAAAUAAUUUCUAAACUAUAAUCAAUAAAACAAUGGCAAGCCACAGUACAUAAAAUAAUACAAUACAAAUGGAGAAGCAGAGACUAGAGGGUGGGGCAAGGCAGGUGGAAGGAGGCCUUGCCUGACGAAGUCUCUCCCCUCACAGUUCUUCCUCCAGGCACACCUUCCUUAGGAGGAGCCCCAGGAGGAGUUCGCACAGGGAUCUGGUGAGAACAGGAUGCUGGACUAGAUGAGCCUUUGGUCUGAACCAGCAGGGCUUUUCUCAAAUGCAUAUGUUACCCAAGAUCAGCCAAGUUCUUAUGGCACUUGAGGGAGAAGUUUCCACAAGCAUUUUCCUCCCUCCCUCCCUGGCAGUGAAAAUACAACAAUAAUACAUGCAACAAAGAACAGCUUGCUACCUUUUCAUGAUACACCAGCCAGGUGAGGUGGUGGCCUCUUUUCUGCCUAAUAAUAGGGCUUAUCUAAGUACCUUUAUACUAAAUUUCCAACUAGAAAUAUUGGCAAUGAAGUUUCAAAAGCAUAAUGAUUCUCCUGUGUUAUAAUAAAAAACUGCUCCUUUUCCCUUAUGGAGUAUCCAAGAGCCCCUAUAGAUUCCUUAAGUUGGUUUUCUAUCGGUAGGAGAAAAUAACAGGCCAACCAGAGAAUAUUGAGAAGCAAAGCAGCUAUUAAGCCUGAUCUUCAUUAAACUGUUGCAAUAGGGUGCUCACUCACCACACGUAGGAGGAUGGAGGAACCCAGAACAAUGGUGUGCAAGCCCUUAUAUAGACUUUUGAAACUGCCCACCCUGUAGCUCAAGACCACCCCCCAAAACAUUAGACAUACAUCGCAGAAGGAGGUGGUCUACAACAGAAAUCCUGUCUGCCAGGAUACCUGACAAUAGCCAGUGAUUGCUUACUUGGGCAGCCCGGCCACUCUUUUGUGAUGGUAAAUACUUUAAUUCCUGAAUCCAGGUCACAGGCUCACCCUUUUCAUACACAGAGGUGCCCCAAAGACAAGUAAGCAAAAGACAAUGGAGAGGCUUUCCCAUUUCCUUCCUCCUUUAGAGAAACAUUUGAGGUCAAUUUGGGAGAGUCAAGAUGGUUUCAGGAUUGCUCUCCUGUACAAUUUCAGACACGUGGUUUAUAUACUUACAUAUGUGUUUGCCUUGUAAAUUUAUGAACAUUUAAUUUAUUUGAGACCUUAAAUUCUUGUAACACCUCUGUGGUGCUUUAGCACCCAAAAACUCCUGAACAACUAACUGUAAAUCAUUUGCUGCCUUUUUCCUAAAGAAGUCCAAAGGAAGAGAUAAACUGUAGAAUUCAAGCAGGAUGUGGUCACUGACAAAAUUUUGGACAGGAAACUGUCAGCUUUCAGCAAACCACCAGAAUUACUGUUUGUGAAGCUUAAGAAUUCGCUACUAAGAUCUGUUCUCUCUCCAGUAUUUUCCUCAUUUCAUUACUGUGCUGAAGGGCAUUGGCGGAGGAAGAAGGGUUCACGGGGAGUGCACCGCCCCCGGCAGCGCAAUCCCGGUGGGGUGCCAUCGUAGGUGACCCCCACCUGCGCUGGGUGCCAUGCCCCCGGGAGGCGUGCCAGCCACGCCCCCACCUGCUCUCCACCCACCCCCCGGUGCCAGAGCAUGAAGCUCCACCACUGCUGAAGGGUCAAAAUUUUAAAGGUCUUUGAUGACUAAAAAGGCACUAGCAAGUAAUUUCCCACUACAGUGGUACCUCUGGUUACAGACGCUUCAGGUUACAGACUCUGCUAACCCAGAAAUAGUACCUCGGGUUAAGAACUUUGCUUCAGGAUGAGAACAGAAAUUGUGCUCCGGCGGUGCGGUAGCAGCGGGGGGCCCCAUUAGCUAAAGUGGUGCUUCAGGUUAAGAACAGUUUCAGGUUAAGAACGGACCUCCAGAAAGAAUUAAGUUCUUAACCCGAGGUACCACUGUAAAGCUUCCUUUAAGGAAGUAACUAAUACUUUUUAUUUUUUAUUUUUUGCUGAAAUAAUAGACAGAUCAGAUCAAUUGGAUGGGGAAAUAUCCUUAAGGCUGGAAUGUGUAAUUUGGAUAUUUUUCUGCAACACAUUUGAAUGCUGAAGUUUUUUCGUCGCAAUUUGCUACUUGAUAGUAUGCAGAGAUCCCAUGCAUUUUCAGUGAGAAUUUGUAUUUUGUAAGCCCUUUAAUGAGUUGCCGUGCUGCUUUAUUAUCCUAUUACAGUUUUUAAAUGAGAAUGUUCUCCAAAGAGUUGCUGUUCUAGCUGAUCCUCUGAAUGCUGAGUGUGGUUUUAUAAUUGAGCCACGUGAAUGUGUGUGAAUGUUAAGGUACCCAAUAAUUGCUUUGUCAGCUAUAAACUAUUCUUGCCGUCUCAGCUAUGGGGCACUGUUGGUUGAGGCAUUUCCUUACUGAUGAGGGCUAAAGGAUCGAUGAUGCACAGCAUUUUAUUAUUAGUAAAGUGACUUUACACUAAGCCCUCACAAGAUGUUUGCUUAUAUCUGUUUGUUUUAAAUGAUAAAAUACAAAGUGACUCAUUUUAGCAAAUCCGAUGACGUGGUUCUGUAAAAUACUGCUGCUGAGGAAGCUAGUGACUUUAAAAUAGAGGCUGUGAUUAGUUUGUUUGCUUAUUUUUCAUACUUAUAGCCCACCCUUCUCUAAAUGCCCCUAGGGCAGCUUACAAAAAGCAACACAAUUAAAGUAAGUUCAAUAUACAUACAAAUAAAAAUAAAACCACAAAAACAACCAUUAGAUGAGUGGUCAGGGGUUUCACACAACCACCUUUAAUUACCCUUACAUUUCUUGGCUAAUUAGACUAAAUGAUCCUUAGUCUUCACUGUAUAUAUUUGAUUCACUGACCUUUAUAUUUUACAGCAGGGGUGGGGAACCAAUUUAACAAUUGAGCACACAUAAGUAUAACAUCAAUUAUUAUAUAAUGUAUGGAAUUACUAUAAAACAAUCUUACUAGUUUGGCAUCAAGUAUAGCAGUACCUUCAGUUCUGUACAGAAUUGAACCUGGAACCAUCUGCACGCACAGCAUCAUCUCUACUAGUGAGUUAUGAUAAUUUCACCCUGUGACUAGAGUCUUCAGAGAAGGCUGGAGUCAAGUGCUGUUGGGGCAGCAAGAUGCUAAACACAAACUAGGAGAAACCCACUUAGUCUCUUGCUUAGAAUGUCUUCAUGGCUGGACACAUCAUGCCCAGAGGGAGAGGGAGAAUGUUGCUAGAAUGGUUUCUGUUUGGGAGGCAUUUUAAUUAGAUUAAAGUCUUAAUUGGCUGAUGCUUGCAGCUUAGCAUAAUGCAUAUGAAAUAUUUUAAAUCAUGCAGAUUGGCUUGUGUUUAAAAGAUGAACCAGACAUUAGUCUUAAUAUGUUUCUCAUGAUACUGCCUUCUCCAUUAGGAUGAGAAAAGUUGUGCCCGUAAAUCAAAUAAAGUAUUUUUGUAGGAACUGAAGCAUGUCUUGAAAUUCAUUGAGCUAUCCUACUGUGAGUAAGGCUAGGGGCUGCUCUUUCAGAGGUUUCACACUGGAAGAGGAGGCUCCACUUCCUUCUGAGCGUUUGGUGACUGUAGGGCGUACUUGGAUCUGUCAGGCUUUCCCUAAACCUCUGGAUAAGGUAGUGCAAGAUUUUCUUACUUUGAAACUUCUUACCCUAAGAUGUUUAAACAAAAAUAUAGUAAGUAUUCCUGUGACUUCGUUUGUAUUAGUUGAAAUGGGACCAAGAUGCAAGGAUUUGUUUUCUCCUACUCUCUUCCUUUGUGAUUCUUUUUAUAUUCAUGGAUAGAUAUGAUUGGGGUUUCUUUCUGGGAGGUUCGCUUCAUAACCUGGUUCACACAUUGCCUUUAACCAUAGUUAAAAUAAACUUAACUUGGAUUCCACUGAUAGAUUUGUUUUUCUGUUUUUUGGUCAAACUAUGGCUCGUUUCCUGGCAGGACCAAGGGAGGGGUGAAACACCUGCGACUUCCAGUAGCAUACACCAGAACACUGCUAAUAAUAUUAAAUAAUUAAAUUAUGUUCAUUAAUUGUAAAAAAAGCUAUAAAAUGCAUUUUUAAAUCAUGUUAAACCAAAGUUAUUUAGGUAUGGUUUAAUAUGAUGUGUAAACUGGGCUAUUGUUUCACUUUCUCAAAGGACAGAAUAGAAAUUAAAUCUAUUCAGGUUUGCUUCAUCUUUUGCUAGAAUAGAAGAUUGAGGAAAAGCUAACUAGGUUAAACUGGUUUUGGUUCGUUAGCUCUACAUCACUAAAUAUCAUCGUGUGUGUGUGUGUGUGUGUGUGUGUUUGUGUAACUUCUGUGUUUUGUGUAGCAUUAUGUGAAGGAAUGAAGCACCACAGAAGACUGGCCCCAUAUUGCUCAGGAGUAAAUGGUGUAUUAAGUGGUCCAGGUUUGCUAAGAAAUGCAUUACAGAUAUUUCAAACAUCUGGGGUCCGCAGCAACACCAUUGGCCCAGAAGGGCUAAAAAAACAACCUCAAACUAAAAUUAUUUAAAGCACAUGGAGCAUAUAAAAAUAGGUGGUUUGGAAAGCAAUUAACAGAAUUAGUGUUCAGUUAAUAUACAGGUAUUGGGCGCCACAGUGACAUCUAGUGGGCAGUCUCUUGCUUGUUAAGAGUUUUUAAAGAAAUAGCGAAUUUGAAGUGUUUUGUUUGCUGUAUCAUUAGCAAGUUUUUCAACAUGUGCAGUCUAACUUAAAUAAAUCAGAUCCAAGUAUUAGGAAAAGUUUUGCUCAGUGAAUGGUUUGUUAGAACCUGAAUCUACAGAGUAGUUAAACCUACGUUGGUGCAGAUCCGAUCAGUAACCUGGAUGGAUGCCACUGGGAAUCCAAUUUAAGAGUAAUAUAUAAGUAUAAUAAUCAAAACAUAGAAGUUGAGUGUUCUUACGAUUGAUGAAAUGUAGGUAGUAUUUCAGAAUUUAGAAGUACCAGAUGACUUUGUGGGCUUGAUGGAGCUGAAAAUAUGUCGUGCCUUCUUGUUGGGCUUACUGUAGUGACUUAGACAGAGCUGUGUAAAUAAGAGUGGACAUACAAAUUGGUGUGGGAUACAUUUGGAAAUGGCUACUGGGCAUAAUGGUUAAUAAAUGAAUCUUGCUGUUCAGAAUUGGGGCCUUCCAGUUACUAGUGCUAAAGACAAAUAGGACAUUUCCUCUCUCAGAAACCUUUCUUUAUAAUUAAAUGUCCUGUGGAUAUUAUAUUUCCCUGUUGACAUUAGCAUGGUGUAGUAUCUUUUUCAAAGAACGAGCAAAUAUACUAGUUUGUUAAUGCAGCACAACCCUAUGCAUAUUUACUCAGCACUUACUCCCACUGAGUUCAAUGGGACUUAACCCCUGAUAGAUGUGUGUAGAAUUGCCACCUAAAAGAUAAAGCACUAGAGAUUAUAAUUUAAUUAGCCUAAAGACAUGCUCACUUUUAUGGUGUGUUUUUUUUUAUUUAGAACCAAGAAUAAACUCCAGCUGUGCUAAUUUCAACACUCAGAAGUUGUGCUGUAUCAGUGAACACACCUAACAUCUGCAUACAUGGAAAUUGUGAUUGCACAGUUCAAGGGACAUUGUGCUGAAGAGAGGGAGCUGUGGUAAAGGUUAAGAUAAAAUCUCCAGUUAACCACAUCCCUGGCUGUUAUGGUUGCUGCAGGCCUCUUGGGUGCGUCCUUAUGCAACCCCUAAUCUACCUGCUAUAAAACUUACAUAAAACGAUUAAGCUGAAAUGAAUAACCUGACAUAUUAAAUCUGCAUCCCAUGCUGGCCUAAUAUUGGCCACUAAUAUAAAACAUGCACAAAACAGACUCUGACUUUGGUAGAAACGGAACUGCUUUACAGAUCAUGGGUUUAUGCAAUUGCACUGCCUGAAAGUGUGUAACCUUUUUUCUUUUCUGAAGUUGUUGCUGAUUUCUUGUUGUCUGAUCUUGGGAUGUUUAGUGUCACUGGCUUUGGCCGCAAUAAACUUGAACUUGGCAAUUGCACUGCUUUGGUGUGGAAUAAAUAUGCAGCACUGUUCAACACUGUUUCCUCUGCAAGUAUUAAGCGAAAACAAAUAUCUAUAAGUGACAGAUAAGCAAAAUCUCACACCACCGGUAGGAACUAAAAACCCCUACUUCUGAUAUCUUGUGGUUCUGGGGAUUCAUUUAUAAUAAAGUGAUGAGUCAUGUACAAACUCCAAGAGCAUCCUUAACCAGCACCAUGCAAAGUUCAUUCUGUGGGUUGCAGCUUUUGUUGCACUGGAUAUUCCUUGGUACAGUGGAUUUAGGUGUGCCUAAGUUUAGAUUGGAUAUCUACUAGCUUGUAGUGUACAGCUGAUGAAAUGAACAGGGUUUUUUAUAGCAUAUUCUUCACAUUUUCAUAGAACCUUCUAUGACCGUGCAUGGUUUAUUAUGCUUCAAUUUUGCCUGAAAAAGAAGGAUGUUGAUUCCUGUAUGUUUUGAAUUCUUGGGAUAUACAGUGGUAGAAUCUUCUUUAAUUUUUGAGGGUAGGUGGGAGAAUUCUUCCUGUGAAACCUGUGGAGGUUUUUGAGCCUUUAUAGAGAACUAUUCCCUGUAUUAUAUUUGUCUUUGCCAUGUUUUUUAAACCCUUGACUUUGACUCCUGAAUUUGAAUUUGUGACCUUUGGAUGAAGAAUGAUGGAGAAUUUUGUUGAUGUCAUUGCUUGGCUAUUCACUGUACAUGUGUACAGUCAUUCCUCAUGUUACGGACGCUUCAGGUUACGUGUUUUCGGGUUAUGGACCACGGGAAACCCGGAAACCAGAAUGGGUUACUUCUGGGUUUUGGCGCAUGUGUAGAAGUGCUAAAUUGCUCUUUGCGCAUGUGCAGAAGUGCCGAAUCGUGCCAGCGCCUGCGCAAAUGCGGCACUUCAGGAUGCGAACGCUGCGGGUUGAGGAUGUGCCUCCAUCACGGAUUACAUCUGCAACCUGAGGUUCCACUGUAUAAAGUUAUAAUGAUCCUUCUGGCUCAAUUUCUGCUAUGACAAGUCUUCGAGAACCCCCCCCCCCCAAUAAUUCAUGUAGCAACUUACUCUGCACAAAGGCUAGUGGUGUUAGCCCUAGUGCUCUAGGCUAAGCUGUUGCAUUCCGUUUUUUCUCUUGUCCAAAACUUCAGCUCAAAGCAGACCAAUUCAGGACGAUGUGGGCAUCUUCAGAGCAUGCCAUGGAGCACCCAGCCCCUUCCAGUUUGCUUUUUUGAAAUUGAGUGACUAGUUUUGUUUGUUUUGAUUGAUUGAUUGAUUGAUUGAUUGAUUGGAGGGUCAUUUCCUUUGAGGUGGGGAGGGGUUGCCUUUUUCAUGGUUGUCAGUUUUGGUACAAGAGUGCUGCAUGUUGUUUUGAAGAAACCGUUCUGAGCAUUGGCUGGUUUUUCUUCUGUGAAAUGGAUAUUUUGUAGAUCUCCAAAUAAUGCCCCUGCACUCCAAAAGGAUGAAGGCCUCUGUCUAACACUAUUUAGAUAUAGUGUAUGUACUGCACUUGGAACCUUUGGGUUGAAGAGAAGAAUGCAGAUUUAACUAAAUCUCAGCCUCUUUAAAUCCAUUGGUUACCUUUUUCUUUUUUAGCAGCUUUAGUUUAUUUGGCUGUUAAGUGUUGUAAAAAUGUCUUGUGAUGAGAUAUUCUUUGGCGUUUAACACAUAUUCUGAUGUACACAUUUUGCUGCAAUGCUCUCAAUGUUACUAUCAUAAUAUUUUAAGUAAAAUGCAAUUUCUUUUGUUGCAGCCAAUCACACCACCAAGCCAAGGAAGGCCAGAUUCACCAGUUUAUGCUAAUUUACAAGAACUGAAAAUAUCUCAGUCUGCACUCCCACCUUUACCUACAAGCCCUCCAAUCCAAAUUAAUGGGGAAUGGGAGACCCACAAAGAUACUACAGGACGCUGUUACUAUUACAACAAAGGAACACAAGAGAGAACCUGGAAACCCCCACGUUUCACUCGGGAUCCAAGCAUAAGUAAAGCAGACUCUGUGAAUCAAGUAGAUCAAGAGGUAAGUUUAAUUGAUGCUAACAGCAUCCAGCAAUGGUGGACAAACUUCAGUUAAAGAAACCCAACCAACCAGUGGUUUUAAUUUCCCCACCUCAGUUAUGGAACCACUCAUUGAGCUUUUUGUUUUAGUUUAUUGAGGAGGAUAUCAGAGCCAAGUCUAAUCAAAUGGUCCUUGCUUAAAAGUCAUGCAACAGAAGCGCUUGACCCUAUUUUUUCCCCUUUAGGGAGCAUCCCAUCCUAGCCUGCAGUGGUGACACAUGUUUUCUCAGACCUUGUUCACAUGUUGUGGGAAACAAAUGGCUUACUGGGACUGCAUGAAUGCGUGGGUUCACAGUGAGGAGCUCCUAUCUGAGCUAAGCCAAAGUUUGGCUUAGUAUGUCAUCUGGAGAGAGAGGUUAAUCUCUCUUCUCACCAACCACCAUCUUGUCCACAGCUCCUGGUUAGCAAGGAAAGAACGGAACUGUUAGUUUUGGUUUGGAUGACACACUAAGCAAAACCUUAGCUUAGCUUUUCGCAAGAGAGGACUUAAAAAGACCCCAGAGGAUCAAAGCAACUGGGAUCUCUUCUGUGGGAGCACUCAUGUUUGCACAGUCCCAGUUAGUUAUAGUUUGGCUUACAGUGAUGUAUAAACUAAACCAUAAUGUAGUAAGAGCAGGGGAAAACCCUUCCCAGUUUUAUUGACGGUUACAUCUUUAACAUGUUAUUACUGCAAGAGCUUCUUGGUUUCCUUCUCCAUGGUCACUAUGACUUUGAAUUAGCUUCUUAUGUCUAGUAGUAUGUGUGGGUCUUUGCCAGAUACUCUAAAAGCAAUUUUUAGUGUUGUGACUGAUGUGUCUUAACAUUAGCAGAAAUAACAGAAGGCCUUAAUUCUAAUGAAAUGUGUCUGUGUGUCCAGUCAAUGUUUAUGGGCUUGUUGGCAGAGGAAAUAUUGACAGGCAUAUGGAAAGCAAAAGGGAAGAUGUGGAACUGAGAGAAAAGAUCUGUUAAUAGCUUGGGGGGAGGGGGAAUGUAAAAAGUAUAUUUAUUGUUUAGAGCAUUAUUACUUUUGUGUGUAUCCAUGUGUGUGAUACUUUUUCUUGCGCUUGUUUUAAGGUGGCAUACACUUGCCUUCCCCAGUUUUAUUGACUGACAUUUCUGCCUCUUCAUUGUUUGUUGGGUUGGAUUACUGGUAUGUCAUCUGAUAAUUUUAAAAUAAUUAAGCAUUUUUAGUUUUGUUACCUUAGAUUUAACAACAUUAACUGAUAUCUUAAACCUAAGUUAACAAAAUAAAGUUAUUGAGGGUCUUUAAUAAGAGAUGUGAUUCUCCUUGAAUUAGAUUUUAUGUAUUCAUUACACGUUUUUGGAGUGCUCAGAACAUCUUUCAAAAUGUUUCAGGGUUCAACUGGAUUUUUUUUUUUAAAUCCCUAAAAUUGAGAAUAAAUUAUAACCAUUUCACUAAGUAUCUGAUUUUUUUCCCCCUGAAAUGCCUUACCGGAUAUAGAUUUUUUUAAAAUUAAAAUGUAUUUAUAUGCUGCUUUUACAUCAUUGUGCUCAAAGCGGCUCACAGAGUGAAGAAAUAUCAAUCUUUGUAUACAACAAAUGUACAAAUUUGUAAACAUUUCAUAAAUUGACAUUUGUGUAUACAUUAGCUAUAGUUAACAAACAAAAGUUUUUCCCCUAAACGUAUCAGUUAUUUUGAAAUCUAGAACAAUUAUCACAAAACAAAUACUUUUAGUUAUCAAACCUUUCAUUGAUUCAUAUAAUUAAAAAUAUAAAACAGCAAAAUGCAUAGAUAUCAAAAUACAGUGGUACCUCGCAAGAAGAAUGCCUCGCAAGACGAAAACUCGCAAGACGAAAGGGUUUUCGUUUUUUGAGUUGCUUCGGAAGACGAAUUUCCCUAUGGGCUUGCUUCGCAAGAUGAAAACGUCUUGCGAGUUUGUUUCCUUUUUUAAAAAACCGUUAAUACCCGUUAAAACCGUGCUUCACAAGACGAAAAAUUCGCAAGACGAAAAAACUCGCAGAACGAAUUAAUUUCGUCUUGCGAGGCACCACCGUAUUAAGCUUUUAAAUAAAUUACGUUCAUCUAUCAAAGCAGCAGCAUUUCACUAAGUCAGCAGAAAUUCCAGGUACAUUAAAUUCAGUUAAGAUAAGAGCAGCAGAACACUUAACAUUCUUCAGAGGUUCAGUAGUAUGAAAUUUUGAGGGGUUUCUUGAUUUUUUUCAGAAUUGUUAAAUGAAUAUCCUGCUUGUAGUGGUCGCUCUUCAUAUUUCAAUUUCACUUGAAAUUUUGAUUGUGCCAUAUGUAAAAGGUAAAGGGACCCCUGACUGUUAGGUCCAGUCGAGGACGACUCUGGGGUUGCGGCGCUCAUCUCACUUUACUGGCUGAGGGAGCCUGCGUUUUGUCCGCAGACAGCUUCUGGGUCAUGUGGCCAGCAUGACUAAGCCACUUCUGGCUAACCACAGCAGUGUACGGAAACGCCAUUUACCUUCCUGCCGGAGCGGUACCUAUUUAUCUACUUGCACUUGACGUGCUCUCAAACUGCUAGGUUGGCAGGAGUGCCAUAUGUAGAUCUAGAUAAAAAUAGAGAUAUAUAUUCAGGCCUAUUCCCAAUGCUCCCCAGUGUAGAAUUUUCCUUUUUCACAGCUUCUGCAUACUGUGUUAACUUCUUCAUAGCUACCCAUUAUGACACCAAGGUCUUAUUCCUGUCAGUCACUGGCAAUUUAGAUCCCAUUAGCAUAUAUGUGAAAUUACGAUUCUUUUUGUCCCAAUGUGCCUAUUUUCCAUUUGCUAUUUUACUGCUCGGUCACUCAGUUUAAAUGUAUCUUUUUGGAGUUCCCAGCAAACACUUUUUGUUUUAACCUCUUCUAUCAGCUGGGUAUCAUCAUAAGAACAGCCCUGCUGACCAACAACCCUUCUAGUCAUGCGUCUCACAGUGGCCAACCAGGUCCCUAUCACCAGCCAGGUUGACUACCUCACUACACUUCCCUAGCACUAGAUAAUUUAUGAACAAGUUAAAAAGCACAGGUCGAAACACAGAACCCUGGGGCAUUGCACUUACUAUCCCUCUGGUGGGGGAACUGUCCAUUUCUGCUUGCUGAGCAGUGAACAUUCGCAGGGAAAAAUCGAUAGGAAGACAGAAUGAUAAAUAUUAAAUGUUUAUAGAUCACACUUUUCAUAAACAUACUACAUACAUGCAUAAUUUUAUUUGUAUGCUGCCUUCCCACAGGUCAAACAAUGCUCAAGGCAGCUUACAACAUUAAAAGAAUGCAUAACUAUAACAUUUAAAAAAUAUACAACCAAACUGAACAAUUUUCACAUAAAUCACAGGGUCUAAGAUAAAGAUAUAAUAAACCAACAGCAAUAACCCCACCAAACAAUACCCCAGCCCAAUGGUAUAUCCCCAACAUAUGGUAUACAAUGUACAAAAUUACAGUAACUUUGAUAAAAGCUUGUUGGGGAAAAGAAAUUCCUGUUUCAAAGGACUUUCUGAGUAAUGGAUUUCAAUAGAUGUCUGAAAGUAGGCAAGCCUCUACUGGCAGGGAGUUACACAGGUCUCAGGACCUGCCACAGGAAAGACACAGUCCUUCGUAAAGGCCAACUGAACCUCAUAGGUGUGAAGAACCCACCAGAAGUUCCCUAUCAGAGGAUCUCAAUUAUUAAGGUGGAACAUAAGGAAUCAAGCAGUACUUGGGGGGCUUAAAGUGCUCUGGGCCAAAGUUGCUUAGGGGUUUGUGAGUUGACACAGGCACAUUUGUCCCUGACCCAGUAGUGAUUGGCAGGCAGCGCAGUUCUCUCAACAAGUUGCCAGUAAUCUGCAGGCUGGUUGUUGCACUGUGCCCAAGCUGGAGCUUCCAGAUUAGAUACUCCCAUCCACUGCCUAUUACCUGCAAGUGCCCACCUGCAACCACAUUCUCAUCAGAGCUCAUGUGGAUCUUCUUUUUUUGCCUCAGACUUCAGUAGGACGUGUAUUGUUCCUCUAAUGUAAUCUCAGCUAAAAUUAUUCUUUUUCAACUUUGAAAUGCCCAAAAGGCAUGUGAGUCUCACCUGACUAAUCUCUUCCAAAAGCUUUCUGUUCAGUAAUAACCUGACCUUUUCCCUUGGAAGUAGAUUGUAUUUCACUUUCUGCCUCUUAAUUCAUUUUUCAUUUAAAGUUUUGACUUCUAAUCAAGUUCUAACCUCUUCUAGAAUUUGACCUAAUAUAAAUUCUCAAUACUUCUGUAUGUUUGACCAUUUAUAGACUCUUUCAUCACAAGAAAACUCCUACAGUUCUUGUAACAGCCAGUCAGAUAGUCAGUAUGGUUCUCCUCCCAAAGGGUGGUCAGAAGAGUUGGAUGAACAUGGCCAAACGCUAUAUACCAGUGACUAUACUAAGGAAAAGGUACACACUUUUCUUCAUCACGUAUAUUCUAAGCUAGUAGAAAUUUAGUAAGUAAGAACUCAAAUAGGUGUGAUUUUGUCAUUGGUGGUGGAAAAGUAUUGCUUAGUGACAGUUUCUUCCCACUCCCUUGAACAUUUUUGUUUUUUGCUCAUUUCUAGGCGCUUUUUUGUUUGGUCUCUAAGAAACUGCUCUUAUAUAUUAGGACUGUACUGUGUUUAGCUUCCACUUUUCCUGCAAAAAAAUUAUGUUUAGAAAUGUCAUUGUACAGUCUUAUAUGUACUCUGUAGGUUUCUUAUGUUAGAUAGCAAAUUUUUAAAGUUUUGAAUAUGUAUUACCAACCCGGUAUCAUGUUUGGCAAGUUAUAAACUUCAAUUAAUUUUCUUAUCUGUGGACUGCAUAAUAUCUCAUUAUCAACAGCUGCUUUCCCUCCCUAAUGUGUUACAUGUUUGUUUAACAAAAAGUAACUCUAAAAAUGAUGCUUGAAGGAGAUGCAGUUCUCCCCUCCCUGCUGGAAUAAACAGAUUACUAUCCUAUUAAUGUCAUCUAUAAAAUUCAAUAUUUGAAUUAUGAGAAGCAUAAUGUUUAAAACUUCGGAGAUUUCUGUAUUAAAUCAUCAUCGAAAACAACCGUGUGCCUGGUCACACUAGCCACAAGGCAAGACAAACUACACUCACUAUCUCCUCCUACAAAAGAGAGGAAAAUGGUGACACACUCGGUCUCCAGAACCAAGGUCUCUUGCUCUGAAAGUGGAGAGUCUUGGGGACGGGGCUGUGCCAUGUGCUGCAACCAGAAUAGAGCUCUAUACUGCUGUUGUCCCCUUGGACAGAUACUGGCUGUUUUGACUGAUCCCCAUUUUUAUCCCCCUCUAGCAGUGUGAGUAGAAAAGAGAGCAAAAGCAAAAUCGAGUUCCAGUGUGUGUGCCAUUCUAUUCAGACUCAGCAGACAUUGUUCCUGCUUUUCAUUCUGUUCCCCACCUCCCAAAAUACUGUGAGAACAAGCUGUGCUGCGUUUGAAUGAUGGAUAUAUCUGAAGAGCUAUGUGAGAGACUGAGUUCUGAGAUACUGCUUAGAUCAGGGACUCCUGUGGAUUUCCCUCUUUCCUCUCCAAAGCUUUGUUCUGUUUAGAUGCAGUGUGUUCAGUGGGGGGCGGUGGUUGUUGUUUGCUUGGUUAUAACUAUUCAGGUAGUGGAGAAUUGCCUUCAGUUAUAAUAGUUGGGCAUUUAGCUUACAGUAAACUGUUCUUCCACUAAAAAGAAUGAAAUGUACAUCCAAUUUUCCUUUAAUAUGUUGAGCAAGUUUUCCUAGUACUAUAUGAUAGUCAUGAGUCACAACGCUGCACCUAAAAACACAUUGCAGACAAUAAGACUUCUAAUUCAAUGCACUUAGGAUCAUAUCCUUUGGAAAACUAUUGUUAAUUGUAUGUCCUAAUGUGGUGUGUGUGUGUGUGUGUGAGAGAGAGAGAGAGAGAGAAUGAAUUUUACUUUAACUUCAGUGAAGAACUUGGUCCUCUGUUGAAAUGCAUACCUUGUAGAGCUCUUCUUGAUUGCAGAAGCACUCCACUUGACUAUUGGGAGUAUGGGAAUGCCUUGUGUUACAACAAGACUAUGUAGAAGCUAGACAGUUAUGCCUUUGUGGAUAAGUGGGUGAUUUUUAAUUUUGGUGUACUGCUUAGUGCCUCCUGAUUUCUGGGAUUCUCCUGAAAGAGGUUAGGCUCAGUAAAACGUGGUAUGAUUUUGUUCUUUUCAUGUUCUUAAGAAAAAGUGUCUAUUCAGGAUUGUGUAACAUGGCUAGUUAUGCCUUUAACUGUGAAUUGUUCUGAAGCAUGCACUCCUACUUUGUUACCUUAAAAUGCUGUGGGAUAGGGGUUUUAGUAAAAAAAAAUUAUACUAUGGAAAAAUAAAGUUAGCCCACCUCAUAUAGGGUUCUUGCCUAAGGCAGAAGAUUUUCACAUGCAAAAUAACCCUAUUUUGAAUAAAAUAACAAUAUGGCUCUUUUUAGAAUGUCUUCAAAAAUGGAGCUGCUGUAGUUGACAGUAGGGAGAAGAACCAGUUUUAUGUUGUAAAAAAGCUGUUGUUCUUAUUUAGAAACCAUGGGACUUAAAUGUGUAUGAAGCAGAAUUUUAAAUCAUUACAAUUAUUAUUUCUUACAAUAUAAAUUAAUUGUGGCAACAAAAUACUGUGUACUAUACAUUUAUUAUAGUUCUAGGUAUGUGACCAAAAAUGCUUUGAUCGGACAGCCAUAUUUCAGGAAUACUCUAGUCCUGGAUUUCCUGGACUAAGCAGGGGGUUGGGCUGGAUGGCCUUUUAACACACCCUCCCUAUUCCCCAGUGUGAUUCCAUGGAUCUUUAUAACCAGCUCUGGCUAUAUAAAAAUAGAGGUUUCCUGUCUGUGUGUUUGGAGGGGCUCAGAAUCUGAAGUAUUUCUGUUCUCCCAUUUGACAUAUUUAUAAAUUAAAGAUCUGGGGUUUUUUGUAUUAAGUAUUUUAUUAACUUUUGUUUCUGUAGUGGAUAAAGCAUGUUGAUGAACAAGGUCGGCCAUACUACUACAAUGCAGAUGGAUCCCGGUCAGAAUGGGCACUGCCAAAAGUGAGUAAACAAAGGAAAACAAUGUUUCCAGCUUUGAUCAAAAGUUGUAUCUUGCUGCAAUUCAUCCCAAAACACAUGGGUUUUUUUAAUCUCUGGUAUAGGUGUUGAUGUGUACUCUGCUAUUUGGCAAUCCUCUUGAAACUGAUUUUGCAAAAAACAAAAAUCCUGUUGGGCCUGCCCCAGAACUUAGGCACGCCCACAUUCAAUAAGAAUAUCCCCAGGCAUAGUGGGAACCCAAGAUUUUUUAGAAUUUUUUAAAAAAGUAUUAUUCCCCACCCUCCUUCCAGGUCCAUUGAGGACUGAACCUGUUUGCUAACAUUAAGUUAGUUGAGAAAGAAAACCAGAAGGGAGGGUGAAAAUGGAACUGAUGGGAAGCUGUGAGUGAACUGGAAGAUGGGGCUGAAGCAGCCCAGGAGAUUUCCAGACCCUGCUGAUCAGCUGGCAGGAGAGGCUAUAGCUGAGAGAGAAUGCAAGGAACACACAUGGGGCGAGGAGGAGAGUGGGAGGUAGACGGUUGUAUCUCCUCGGCAUCUGUUCCUUGGCUGCAUUUCCCUUCAUUUCUCUCCUCUCUUUCCCCCUCCAAGAGAUUGUGAAAGAAGUUUGAGAAAGUGUCAGUUAGAGGCAAUCAUUUCAAUGUCUGGGUGGGUCACUUCCUAAUUCACAAUGGCAAACUAUUUUUAAAUGUCUCCAAGGACAGAAGUGAAAGUCACCCAUAGAAAUCCAAGACUUAAUGUGGCAGGAGUUGGACACCUGCUCCCUCCCCUCCCCACAAGGUAGUAGCGAGAAGGAGAGUCACUGCUCUUUCUAACUCAUUGCUUAUUUAGUGUGAAAUAUUUUUCUUUCUUUUAAACAAACUUGCUAAUACAAAAACUGCUAAUGCACCUCGUUGUUUGCAAAUUGCCUGUUAGGAAGGGCAGUUGCUGGGAGAGUGUAGUUCAUGACUGCCCUGCAGUGCAGUUAACUGAAUUCUGCAAAUUACCGUAUUUUUCGCCCCAUAGGGUGCACCGGCCCAUAGGGCGCACCUAGGUGUUUUUUUUGGGGGGGAAAUAAAGGAAACCCCCCCCCCGGCACGGGGCUGGGGCGGGGGAAGCCCAAGCUUCCCCUGACCCCAGCCCCCAGAACAGGCUUGUGGAUAGCUUCAGCGAAAGCCUGCAUUCACCCCAUAGGACGCACACACAUUUCCCCUUCAUUUUUGGAGGGGAAAAAGUGUGUCCUAUAGGGCAAAAAAUACGGUAGUCUCUGAUUGGCUUGUAACAGUCCUGUAGUUUUGUCUAGAGGCAUUCCAGGUUGAGCUGAUGCUGUGAAAGCAACUCACAACAACCCUGCAGUAUUUCCCCAUUGCUUUUAUACCUGAGUUGGAGAUUGAGCUGAGAGUAGCAUACAACAAGUCUGCAAUGCCUAUUAUUAGAGAGAGGUGGUACUCUGAACUUUGGGCAGCUGUGCAAUGUAUUCCACUGUUAAUACUACAGGCCAAAGCUGUGCAUUGGCUGGCCAGGGCAAAUUCAGUACUCAUAUGCAUGGUGAAGCCACAUGCUCUACUGAUGUGCAUGUGCACUGGUUGAACAUCAGUUAUUGAUGCUUUUUAAAACGUCACAUGAAAUAAGAUCCAAGUUAGAACAGGGAGUUUUGGCUUUAAUGCUAACUUUUUUCCAACCCUUUCAGCUGCACCCUCAGGUGACACGAAUACACUGUAACAUUUUGUUGAAGAGUCCCAGUUAUUAUUUGUAAUCUCCCCCCCCCACCCGCACACAUAAGUGGACAAACACCUUGAAAUAAGGCCAUCGACUCUGCAAAGAGCUGCUUUUCAGCAAAACCAUAAGCAAAGGGAACAGUCAUACGAACCAGAACAGUGCACGGAAAAUAGGAAUUGGCAAAUGUGCUUAUGGAUUCAUUGAGAUGUUGGGAGAAUUGUGUUUCCUUUGCCUCUGUGAUCCUAGAGGUAAUGAAGCUGACUCCUUCUUAAAUGAAGUUAAAAUAUUUGGAACUAACUUCAGAGCACGCAUAUUCUCUUCUCACAUUUUCCCAGCAUAUUGAUGCAUCCAUAAUUACAGUGCAGGAAAGUCUGUUUUUGAAGAACAUCAUGGGGACGUGAGAAUGUUAAUUUGAAGAACAUUGAGUGGCAAAGCUGUUCCAAAUUUAAGAAAAGGCAUGAGAGAGGUCUCAGAGAGACAAAAGAAUGCAGGAAACAAUUGAAAACUUUAGGCUUUAUAUGCCAUUGUUUUCAAAAUAUGGCCCCAAAUCCUUCAAGGCAUUGGAGACGUCUGCUUUCAGAGUUUGUGCUUCAAUCCUUUGCUAUUAAAAUAUUUGACAUCAAUGUGCCUAGCAGUUUGCAAGGCCAGGCCUUUCCAUUGGAAGCCUUGUACAGCGUAGACCAAGUUCUAGGCCAGAAAUUUUUUCCCCAGCCCUAUAUUUGCAGAACAGUUACAUCUUGUUGUUAGAAGAUGAGCCUGAGAUUUUGGUGUGUUUUACUGAUAUGUGUAUUGAGGAUACAAUUUGGCUCAAUUUUGAUAUGAUUGUAUAGUUUUGUCAUUAGCAAAAGGCUGGAAUUUCAGGCAUGUAAGCAUAGUUGGUCAUAAGUCAAACCAUUUUGUUAAAUAUCUGGUUUUUGGGGAAAGGGGCACAAUGUAUCAUUUUUGUAGAAUAACACUUUAAGUUAUUUAGUUACACUCCAUCUCUAGGUAUCUCCUAUCAUUCAGAACUGUUUAUAUUCAGACAUGGAACUAAACCAUGCUCCUCCAGUCCAUUUUCUAGGUCCAUAUUCCAGUCUUUUACCUCUUCCUGACAUGCAUCUUUGGUUCAUUGGUUUUGAUUCUGUCCAAAAUGCUGAUUAUGAGCUUUGGAAAUAAAUGUGUGUCACUCUGGGACGCUUACCCUGGGCUGCCUAACAACAGAUACCAUGCAACAGGUUCAACCUCAGUGUUGGCCAAAGAGCUCUUCAUUUCUGAAAAGCAUAUUGGUCAUUUUUGUGCAGAGCUUCCUUGUAUUGUGAUGAAAUAUUGUCAUGCUACUGCACUUGAGACUACUAGGAUCGAUGCCACUUGUUGUGUAGGUGAUGAGACUCAGUCAGUCAGUCAAGUUUAUUGCUUAUAGCCAAAGGCUGCUGCAAUGUAUGCAAUGUCAUUCAAUAAAAUAUAUACUAGUUUGAUCCAAAAACUUGAAACAUUUACUUUAUCAAAACAUGACCUAAUCUGCACAAAGCUAUAGAAACUCCUUAAUAUACAAAUUGAAACAUUAGACAGUAAAAUUUAUAAGCUAAAAUCACCGCGGGGCCACUGAUAUAUUCAUCAGUCUUUAUUACGGUCCAGAGACCCAACAAAUCAUUACAGAGCAAUGCACAAUUCAUACAGCCUACCUCCAGGUUAAACAAGCAUUUUGUUCAAAAGAUAGGGAUCAUUGGUUCUUGCAACCACCGAUAAAAACUUUGCCACUGCUAAUGUUCUAGCAUUUGUCCGUUCUUCCAAUAGGAACCUGACAUAGUGAGCCUCUGAUUUUCCCGGGAAAGGUACCAGCACGGGUAAUAUCAGUUCAGCCCUAUCUUGCUCAUAUUUUGCACAGUGCAGCAAAAUAUGUUUUAUAGAAUCAAUGUCGUGAGCACACGAGCAAAGUCUGUCCUGGUAGGGAACUCCUCUCAAACUGCCAGCUAACACUGCAGAAGGAAAGACGUUUAGUCUGGCUUUGGUGAAAAGCCUUUGAUAAUUUGGUACUGUCAGGUUUUUAAUGUUAACUUAAAGACAUGCCCAUACACUAAUAUAUUAAAAGAUGAGACUCAAUAUACCGUAUUUUUCGCUCUAUAGGACUCACUUUUUCCCCUCCAAAAAUUAAGGGGAAAUGUGUGUGCGUCCUAUAGAGCGAAUGCAGGCUGCGCGGCUAAGCCCAAAGCCAGAACAGGGAGACGGAGAGCUGCGCAGCGCUCUGUCUCACUGUUCUAGCUUGGGGUUAGCUGCGCAAAACCUCCGCAGGGCAGCGGGGUGCCUUCACCCCGCUGCCCUGCGGAGGCUACAAACGCUGUCCCCGAAGCCUCAAGCCUUUGGAGUGCAGCGGGAACUCACGCUGUGCUCCAAAGGCUUUGGGUCAGCAAAAGGAACCUGAAGCCUUUGGAGCGCAGCGCGAGGUCCCGCUGUGCUCCGAAGGCUUCAGGGAUCUUUCAGGAUGGCGGUGGGGGAAAGCAGCGCUUCCCCCCACCGCCUGCCCCUCAAGCUCGGGGGGCAGCGGCAAGGCUGCGUGCAGCUUUUGCGCUGUUCCCCGACCUGCUCUUUGGGGCUGGCGGUGGGGGAAAGCAGCGCUUCCCCCUGCCAGCCCCAAAGAGCAGGUCGAAAGGAACCUGAAGCCUCCGGAGUCCAGCGGGAACUACUGCCACGCUCCAGAGGCUUCGGGUUGCCUUCACUGAAGCCUGGAGAGCGAGAGGGGUCAGUGCGCACCAAGCCCUCUCACUCUCCAAGCUUCCAAGGUAGCCGCCUGAAGCCUCCAGAGCACAGCGCUAACUCCCGCUGCGCUCCGGAGGCUUUAGGUGAAUGCACCUUGAACGCACCUUGUUUUACAGGGGGAGAACAAGAAAAAAAAAGUUCCCCCUGUUCUCCCCCUCCUAUGGUCCGGUGCGUCCUAUAGAGCGAAAAGUACGGUAUAUAGGGGCUGAUUUUCUUUAACAAACUGCUGUGUGUGUUUUUAAGUGACACAAGAUUGGAUUUUUCUCUUAAUGAUACUGGCAAAUCUUAAUUUGGAUAAUUUUUCUGACAUUUGUGGCACUCUUCUUAAUGCCUAUAGCUUCCUUGAAUUCAGUACUAGGUUUGGGGAACUGAAAAUUCUUCAUCAGGCUCUACAACUAACUCACUGAGGUAUGAUACGCAUAAGCUAGAUAUCUCUGUCUUCCCUGUCAUGUCCUUUCACCUUAUCCUAGACAAGGCAGACUUGGAGAGGAAUAAGAAAUGAACCAAGUUCUUUGUUUCUAGCCUGAGGUGAGAGCCAGAAGGAAUACUCAGCAUGCGACGUAGCUGCCAACUUUAGUCUGCAACCAAAUGUACUGGAUCAAUUAAUGCAAGAAAAACACUUAAGUGAUUUGAUUGGGGAAGGGGUGGAAAUCAGUUUUGCCACAUACAUCUAGGAUUGUUAUCCAUUUCCCCCUCAUGCUAAUUUACAGACAGCCUUGACUAUUUUUAUCUGCUUAUUAAUAACAGAGAUGAAUGCUAGGGAAGGUUCCAGGAAUAUCAAUACUGUCACAUUCUGUGCUCUCUGCAUUGGAAUGAGAAUACUUCUAAUGUUAAUUCUGAUAUUUUGUAUUUGUUUGUUACCAGUGGAUUUGGGAAUGAAUUUGGAAAAUUAAGAGUCAAGGAAUAGCAGAAAAAUCUUCAUGCACCUUUGUAGAAAUGUUGGAACAGCAAUCCAUUAUUUUACGUGGAAGUGCCGUGUAAUAUUUUAGAUUUAGUAAACAAAUUUUUAUCAUAGUGGUACCUCAAGAAUGGUACUCUGGAGGGAAAGGGUUUAUAGAGGGUCUUGGCUUGUACCACAGUAGGAUUAUGUUGACCUAUGAUACCAGCCUAAUGGAAUUGAACUAAAAUGCCUCUGAAUAGACUGGAAAAUAAUCUGUAAGCCAUGGUAUCAACUUUUCUGCUGUAUAAAAUCUCAGCUGCCACUCCUGUCUUUUAUGAUUUGUAGCAUCAGGAAAGCCUGCUAUAGAAGGAGCCUUCCUAUUUUUGUAAAUCUGUACUCCAAAACAUAUGAGUUGCAAAGUUAUUCAAUUCAAAUAUUGCCUACUUGGACCAAUGUAAUUAAGCCCAGUAUGACACUAGUGUCUUUCUGUGUGGCCUUACUACAGAUUUGAUUAAUUGAUUGCGUAAGUAUUGCAUGGGCAGGAGGCAUCUUCUGUAUGUACUGUAGGCUCAUAUACGGUCUACCUUCUGCAGCCAUUCACAGCAGAAGGAGAGGAUUAGCUGAGGGGGAAAACGGAGGCAAAUUCAAACCCCACCUACCGCAGACAGGUGAGUCACGGGUGCUUACCCCAUGAUGUAUGCAAUGCCCAAAACAGAGACAUCUGUAAAAUAAUAGUCCUCCCCCUUGCAAUUCUUAAUCUGGCUACUUUAUCAGAAAACUAGAGAAUAGGCUUCACCUUUCUUAUUUACCUUCCUACAAACAACAUAGCACAUGACUCCCCAAGAGUAAUUUCAUUUGUUAAUUUUGACUAAGAUAGCUAUUCUAUAACAUGUGUGUGCAUCUUUCCUCACAUGACUGGUUCUGUUUCCUCCACUCCCCCACCCCAACUCCUUAACCAAAAGUUUGUAGGCAUGAAUAACAGUGUAAGUGGCAUUGCAUGGGUUGAAUUAAUUCACAGAAUGUUACUACCCAUUUCAGCAUGGUUUGGAAUCCAUACGGACACAUGGGGUAUCUCUUAUCGCCUAAGCAAAUUGAUUGUAACUGGCAAAGCAAGACUGGUAAUAUUACUGUGUCAGUUCAUAGCAAACAUAUACUGCUUCAGACAUAGCCUUAGCAAUUCUUAAAACAGUCCUGUAAAAAAACCCAAUUCUUUAAAAUACUGUUCCCACAUUACAGACUGAAGGCUGGAAUUGAGAGAUGGUGACUUGCUUAAGACCAUCUAGUGAAUUCAUGGCUCAACUCAGAUGAUUUGGAGCCACUUUUGUUGUUGUUGUUGUUUAGUCGUGUCCGACUCUUCGUGACCCCAUGGACCAGAGCACGCCAGGCACUCCUGUCUUCCACUGCCUCCCGCAGUUUGGUCAGACUCAUGUUUGUAGCUUCGAGAACACUGUCCAACAAUCUCGUCCUCUGUCGUCCCCUUCUCCUUGUGCCCUCAAUCUUUCCCAGCACAAAGUCUUUUCCAGGGAGUCUUUUCUCAUGAGGUGGCCAAAGUAUUGGAGCCUCAGCUUCAGGAUCUGUCCUUCCAGUGAGCACUCAGGGCUGAUUUCCUUAAGAAUGGAUACGUUUGAUCUUCUUGCAGUCCAUGGGACUCUCAAGAGUCUCCUCCAGCACCAUAAUUCAAAAGCAUCAAUUCUUCGGCGAUCAGCCUUCCACUUUACUAUACUAUAACACACCUUCUGUGUUGACGCAUCACUGGGAUUUUGUAUUUGAAAUACUUCCUUGACAGUCAGAUCUUCUAACUGCAUCCAUCCUGUCAGUUGCUGCUCUCUAGCACAUGCCAAUGUUCCCUUAAGAGUGGCAGUGCCCUCAUAUCAUCUCCAUCCCUUCCAGUUCGGCACCUGUUCAGAUUAUAGGACUUGCACAUCUUGACAAAAUAUAUUUUUAGUCUUCGUGCAGUUCAGUUACCUUACUUAGUAUUCUACAUUAUGUAUUAUUUUAGGGCGUGUGCUGUUGAAGUAACAAGGUUUUUUUUUAAAAAAAAAAAAAACACAAAAAGCUCAUCUGUCCCAGUUUUACUGCUUCUCAAAGCAGACAGGUUGUAUAUUAUAAAAACCCAUAAGCAGGCAUGCUCUGUCUGUGUAGAGAUAGCACUUGACCAUUAUACCAAAGACUUAAGGCAGUCUUCACUUCUGAUCACUACAAAUGAGGACAAAACUGGUAUAGUUAGAAACACGGGAUUACUCUGUGGCAACUUCACCCGUCCAAACUCAUAGAAGUUGAUAAUGAAACUGUACUGUUAAAAUGGGCAGAAAACUCCACCGUACAUUGAGCAGAGAAGAGCUUUGAAAAUGUACCUGCAAUUGAGAAGAUGAAGGUUUCCAAAGAGCUUUCAUUUAGUUCUGGGGUUCCCUCUGGUUUCUUUUCCAGUUGCUUUCUUUUUGUGAAGGUGAACUGCUCAGCAUGUAGCAGCUGUAGUGUAACCCCCCCCCCAAAGUAACCAGGCCGUAUGAGUAGUCUGGAUAUAUUCUGGGAUGUGGUCUCUGUUGCCUUAUUUCAGAAACUUUAUGUGCCUGUCCUGUUCAUGAGGUUGAGAGGAAUAGGUAUCUCUCUUUCUCUUCUGUAUUGUUUCAUCCUUUCAUAAUGUUAAUGGGAUGGGUCUCAAGUUCCCAUAAGUGGAAAUUCACUCACACGAUGCUGCUGCUCCUGUGUGAAGAGGGGGGGAAGGAAGAAAUUUUUGCUGUUUCUUCCUGUUUUGGAGCAUUGUGGGACCUUCCAGAACUACCUUCCAACCCAGUCUAUUUCAGUGUAGUCAAUAGUGUUACUUCUCUAGAGAUUUUUCAGAAAAUUAUUUAAGUGAGAGAACUGUAAAUUAUGUGCAGUUUUACUCAGAAAGGAUGUUUUAGGAAAAACAUGAGUGUGUCUAGAUUGAUUUUUGCAGUAGUGUUGCUGGGUAUUAAUAAAAGAUUUUGCCUGAAGUUAUGCCACAGGGGAGAGUCCUCCAAUAAAAGAAUUCAAGAGAAUAAAUGGUUGAGAGCGAAAACGAAGUUAAAAUUCAUAUAACUCUGAGAGGGCAUUUUCAUUUGUGGCACUUGAACUAUGGAAUAGCGUUUUCCUCCUUCCUUGAAUAGCUUGGUCCCCUCUUUGACUGCUUCAAAUUCUUUUUUGUUAUUAUUAUCUUCAUCCAAAGAUCACAGGACUGUUCACAACAUGAAAGUACAAAAUGAGAACACAAAAUACAUAAUAAAAACAAAAAACACAAACCAAUAACUCUCCUCCCUCCAACACAUUUUAAAGGACAUAGAAUGUUAAUCAGCCAAAGAGAAAGAGAAACAUUCCACAAAUAGGGAGCCACUGCAGAAAAGGCCCAUUCUCACGUUGCCAUCCUUUGGACCUCUCUUAGAGAAGGCACACAAAGAUGAUGAUGAUGAUCACAGGCUCUUAAUUAUUUAAACAGGCACUUAGAACCAUUUUAUUAUGACAGCAUUUUUAAAAAGUCAGAGCCUAUGAUUAUAUGGAUUUUAGUUUGCUGUCUCUGGACAUUGUUAAUAUCAUUUUUUACACUCUUUGUUUUGCUGUUAGGAUCAUUAUAACGUAUCCAUAUUUUUAUUUUAUAAGAAACAUUGUGUAUAUCUUAUCAUAAAAAGGUGGGAUAUAAUUGCCUAACUUAAGAAAUGUAAUACUUUCCAGUAACAUGCAAGUUAACAUAGAAAACCUCAAUUGAUUCUAAUUUCUCUACUGUGCAUGUAAAAAAAAAUUUACUGAUUGUUCUCCGGCCAAAUAUGGGAGUGUUUUCAGCAUUUCCAGUCUGCCUUGCCUUUCCCUGCACUGAUUUAAUGGCAAAGAAACCUCCCUUCACAAUUCAGAAUUCUGUUUAUAUAGCAUUCUAAUACAGAUUUGAGUUUUCCCAUGUGCGUGGUUGUGCAUUCAAAAUAACAACAUCCCCACACAAGAGAGAGGAUCAGCAGGCUUGGGCUAUGCGUGUGUGCACACUGGAGGUUUGCAAAAUACCUGCAGACACACAAAAUCUGAAAGGAAAACUCCAAGGGAACAAAACCCCUAAGGGAGAAAGUGGCUUAUGAAUGCCCGGGAGCAUAGUUCACCUUUAAUAUUGCAGCUCAGACUCUUAAGAGCACUGGUUCUCAAACUUUUUUCCUCUGGGCCACACUUUCAGAAUAAAAAUUUGCUCAUAGCACACCAAUUUUUAAAAUUGAUAAAUACAUUGGAAAACAAAAAGAAACAACUCUUAGCAGUGCUUGAUUCUGAAAAGCUGUCUAUCCAUAUUCUGCAAAUUAAAAUAUUAUUUUUAUACUAAUACUAUGCUUCUUCCUCUUCUUUCUUUGGCAAUCACUCGUAGCCGAGUAAGAUGGUCUUCCAUAAACAUGGUUUUAAAAGUGAGACCGUAAGUGACUGUGGAGGCCAAUUCUGGAUCCACAGUGGGGAUGUAGGUUUCCAAGCAGGAGUUGAUCAUGGUGAGGGUUUGCCAAGUGUGCCUUCCUCUUAGCGCUUUUCUCCCUUUCAUCCUGAGUUCGAGCAUCUUCAAAACCCAUGACACCUUUUGGUAAAGGUUGUUCUCCAAUUAAAGUGCUUGCAGGCCAGUGUUUCCCAGUUGCUCUGCUAUACUAUGCUAUGUUGAAAUGUUUAAUUUUUUUUAUUGUCCUUGAAUCUUCCUGCCACACUUGCAGUCCUCUGCUGUAGUAUAGUUCACUGUUAUAGGUUGGGAUCUUGUGCUGAGAGCGUAACUUCCAGUAGCCCUAUAAAUUAGUUCACUUUUAAUACAGUGGUACCUCGGGUUACAGACUCCGCUAAUCCGGAAGUAGUACCUCAGGUUAAGAACUUUACCUCAGGAAUGAGAACAGAAAUCGUGCCAGCAGUGGAAGGCCCCAUUAGCUAAAGUGGUACCUCAGGUUAAGGACAGUUUCAGGUUAAGAAUGGACCUCCGGAACAAAUUAAGUUUGUAACCGGAGGUACCACUGUAUUGAACAUAAAUCCCCUCCCCACUUCUUCCCAGGUCAAAUUAAAUACUUAAUUGCAUGGAAAACCAUCAUGUUCCAUUGGUUUAUCUGUGUUUCUCAAACUUGGUUCCCCAGACUACAACUUCCACCAUCCCUAGCUAGGAGGACCAGUGGUCAGGGGUGAUGGGAGUUGUAGUCCUGCAACAGCUGGGGAACCAAGUUUGAGAAACACUGAUUUCGACUGAGACCAGUUUAGGGUUGCCAUAUUUUGAAGAGCAAAAGAAAGGACGCUAUGACAACUCAUUUUAAAUACCCCUACUAUAUGUAGGCUAUAGAAGCUGUGAUAUGUUGCUGAGGGUGGCAGGAGAAGAGGAAAGCAAGUCUUCAACCACUGGUUAAUGUUUAUGUCUCAUCCAGAAAGUAUAGCCAGAGACAUUUUCGCAAAUAUAAAAAAUCCACCCAGACAGAAAUUUUACCCCUGAAAAAGAGGACGUGUCCUGGAAAAAAGAGGACACAUGGCAACUCUAACAGAUGCACUUUUUAAAUGUUCAAAAACUUUUAAUCCAUUGGGUUGCAUUCAGUGAAGUCAUCCUGACAACAGACAUAUUGAGACUAGUUGUCAUGGCUGCCUUAAGUCCAUUGAUUUCAUUGGAAUUACUCUGACGUAAGUCUUCAUUGCAUGCAACCUGUAGCAUGUGAAGCAAGACCCAAGUUACUCCUUUCUUUGAGGCUAACUUUUUGUUUUUUGUGAUAAUUUUUAUUCAUUUUUUAAAAAACAGACUAAGCAAGACAUCCUAACAUACAAAAGAGUUAGGAGGGUGGCUGGGCACAGAAGAAGAGGAGGGGAAGAGAGUUAGGGAGGGAGGAGGAAGUCUGUUUAAAUUGCUAUAUUACUCUUUGUUAGAUAAUGUUGCCAUUUUAGGUUUCUGCUCUGAAAUUGCUUCUUCCAAAUCAUCCCUUCAAUUAAAUUGCUUAAACAGUGUGGUUUAUUAAGGCCCUGUAAGCUUAUUCCAGUAAUUUAUAUAUGUUUAUAUACAAGGGGUGUGCAACUUAGUCACCAGUUAAGGGCUGUAUCUGAAAUUUAUAUUAGCUAAAGGACUGCACCAUGCAUGUUUAAAGGGCAUUGAAUGAAUGUAAUUGUACAUAAGUAAAUGGCAGGUGCCUCCUACAGCUGUACAGGAGAAACUGCACUACUUGCUGCUACUUAAGCUACCUUCAAAUAUGAAAAGCUGCCAAGCCUUGAUGUAGACGUAGCAAUUGCAAAAGUUGGUUGACUGGCUUCCUUGCUUCCAGUUUUUAAUUUUUUAACUAUCAGGGUAAGUUUUCUAUUAGCUAUUUCCCUUCCUGUAAAAUUGCUUCCUUCAAAAUUAAACUUGUGUACAUGAAGACUUGAAUAGUCCAUAGUGGGUUGGAUAUAUAAGGGCCUCAUGUGUCUCCAUCCUUGGUUCUGCAUGGCUCCAUCCCUGGCAUGCCUUGACACAGUGCUUUGGAUUUAGAUUCCCUUUGGCAUGCAUAUUCAGGUAGCUGGUUGGAAAUCCUUCAUAUCUUGAUGCAAGUGGGGCCAUUACACUCCAGAGCCCUUAUUCAGUUGAAUAAUUUCAGGACUAAAAGCUGUGGCAUGCUGCAAUGCACCAGGCCCCAGGCAAACUUCUGUUGACUAUUUUAGAGGAAAGAGAUGACACAUGGGGGGAAGUGUAGCCUUUCUCUUUGCAGGUUUGUAUAUAUGAAAGCAGCUAAGAAUGGAUUGCAUGUGCUUCACCUGCCUUUGUUUCAGUACAAUACAUUUACACUGUAUGGAUUUCCUUCUGCUUUCUUUUUUAAUAGUUUAAUGCUUCGCCACAGCAGCAAAGGGAGAUUAUUAAAAGCAGGAGUCUGGACAGGAGGCUACAGGAACCAAUAGUUUUAACAAAAUGGAGGCACAGCUCAAUUGUGUUGGACACUAAUGACAAGGUAGGAAUGUCCUAAAGAACAUACUGGAGUCUGAUCAGUUGUCGUGUAUUAUUUAUUAUGUAUAUUUUUUAUUUUACUGUGCACUAAAAAAGAAAAGAAAAACACUGGUGCAAAAUGGUUAGGUUGAUCCCUGUAAGUUACAUACAGUGCAAUCCUAUAAGUUGUCUACUCAGAAGUAAGUUGCACUGAUUACUCCCAGAUAAGUGGGUGUAGGGCUGCACUCUUAGCCUGACUAAUUGUGUUUUCAGCGAAAUAAUUAUUGUACAGUUAUGUUUGUAAUAUAUUCUUACAUUAAUGUAAUAUAUUCUUACAUUAAUGUAGAUUGUUUACUUUGUGUUAGAUUCAGAAAAACAAUUCAUUUCUAAAUGUGCUCUUAUUAAAGCAAACUUUGCUAUGACAGGCUGUACUUGUUUUCUCCUAAAGAAGUCAGUGGUACAGAACCUGCCUUGUACCCCUGAUAAUGGAGUUGCUAGCUUUUGGAAUUGGGCUCCUACCUUGGCUGUCUUCCCAGCAGCAGUUUUAAUGUCUUGCCCUGAGCUCAGUGGCCUGAUUUUUUUGAAGUCAUGCAAAGUCAUAGUUAAGCAGGAGCUGGAAAGAGGCUCAAGUGAGCCUCAGGUUCAUGUGGUUUUCCCUUCCCUCUGCUCCUCCUGUGUGACCAGGAACAGUAGUUCAGCACUGUUUAUUUUCAAUUUCCCCAAAGCUUGUCUCAUUGUAUGCCUCCCUGGCUUAUGAUUUAAUAAUCAAGUCUGGACAGCUUCAAAACAAAGCCAAUUUCAGACCAUGAGUUAUGAAAUCGGCUUGUUAAAUUAACCUGAGUUUGUUAUACACCAUGAUACUUGGUUUGCAUGCAGUGGCAAGCCAGUAUUCAAGGAAAAUAAAAGUAAACACAGUCUACCUCCUGGCCGUAUGGAAGGAGUGGGGAGGGGCAAGGGUUCCUAAGGCUAAUUCCAGCUUGUGCAUGAUGCACUAAACCAUGGUUUGGUGUACAUGGCCACCAACUGCAACAUUUUUAUUUGGUUAGACGUCAUUUAUAUGCUGCUUUUGUAUCUAAAAAUAUAUAUAUAUAAAAAUCUCAAGGCACAGUCUAUGUAAGAUCAAGAUUACAAACAAUAAAAAAGAAAUUUCAGACAAAGCAAUGGGAGCAAGGAUGACCAAACAGUAAAGCAACAGGCACCAAUGCAAAGCAGCAGAUGUCGCCUGUCCCUCUGGUUCUGCAGUUAUAUGAAAAAGUAUGUUUUGGAACUGUCUCAUGCAACUGAAGUAGUGAAGAGGCCAGAUAUGUUUCUUUAGGGAGAGGGUUGCAUAAUGUGGAACCCACUAAUGAGAGACAAUUGUGUUAAAGCAGUGGUGGCCCAGCUUGGCCCUCUAGCUGUUUUUGGACUACAACUCCCAUCAUCUCAUAGCUAACAGGACCAGUGGUCAGGAAUGAUGAGAAUUAGCUGGAGGGCCAAGUUUGGCCACCACUGUGUUACAGUCUCCCACAGUACCACUACUGCAUGUGUGUGAGAGAGUGUAAGUGGUGCAAAGUCUCCAAAGAUGGCCAUUGGGCAGAAUCAUACGGGAACAGGAGGUCCUUGAGAUAUCCUAGCAGAAGACAAUAAGGACAUCAAAGCUCGGGAGGGACGACGACCGUGAGAGUCUUUUGGGUUGUGGCCCCCUGUUUGUGCUCUCCAGUGAAGCCUGCUUGACACUGGCAUAAACAACUCUUCUUCCAGUCUGUUCUGUUGGAUGUUUAAAUUGGUUUGCUUUGUUGUAGUUAUGGUAUGUGUCUCUAUUGUGGGGGGUUUGGGCAGUGGUAUUGCUUUUAGAAUUGUAUCGGAAAAAUGAAUUUUUUGCUGCUAUCCCUGUACUGGAUGUUUUUAUACUGUAAGUUUCCUCAAGACAAUUUUUAGUAGAAGGAAUCUAAGAAACAGAAUAUGCAAAGAUGAAUCUGGCCAAAGAUGGCAAGGGGUUUGAGUAAAAAAAAUAAAAAUGAACUGGCAACAAAAUGUUGCAUCCUGGAGAUCACAUGUUCACAGCCAUGCCCUCCUCUGAUCUGGUUUUCCAUUCCACCCUUGACCCCAAGUCAAGUUAGCAUUCUGUGGUUAGUGACUGCACAAGGGCAGUUCUUGGGGUCCUUCUCUCAGGGUUUUCCCACCGGGCUUCUUGUACAUUUCUGUCCUGUCUUCUGUUUGUGUAUGGGUGGUGCCAUUUUGGCUACAUAAGUGUUGGUGCUUAUGCCUUAAUAUCAGAAAUACAGGGAAUUGCCUUUUAAUGCCCAAGUUUACAAAUCUUUUCAGUACUAAAGAAACUGAACAGGAGUUUUGGAUGGAGAUAGGUAUGAAUUUCAGGAACCUUUAACCUGUCCUCAAGCAUAAAGAGAAUUUCUCUUGGUAACAUAGUUGCCAACAACACAGGAAAAGAAACUUCACUACAAAGCAGUUCUUUCUGUAUCAGCUAUCCCUGCAGGAAUUGUAUUCUGCUUUUUAACAAAGAAUGAUCAUUGGCCUGCCUUCAGGAAACAUGUCUCCACUUUCUUUCUAACCUCCUUAAUAUUUCAAGUUAGCAGAUUUUUUGGGGUGUGUGUGUGGAAUGCAUAAUUUAUGCAUAAUUCAAAAGCUUGACACUCUCCAAGGAUGCAAAUCAGUUCUGAUUAGAUGACAUUGGAAUAUACAUUAUUUUAUUAUGUUCAAGAUAACAGACUCUAUGAAGCAAUAAUGAUAUAUUAAAAUAGUUCUUGUAUUUUUACAGUUGCCAACUAAUUCUUCUGAUCCUCUCUUGCCUAAUCCUGCGUAUUUGUUCCCAACACACCAUGAGCAAGUUAGUAUCUGACAUAUGAUUUAUCUAUAGAUAGUAUUGGUAGAUAAUUAAAUUUGUGCAAGGAAAAAACUGUACUAGAAAAAUUAAUGAAAGGAAUGACUGCUUUAAUUUGAACAUAACUCAUUGUCAUUCCAGUAUCUCAGUAUCAGACACAUUUUCUGUUAUGUCCAAAUUCUGUAAAGCUUAAGGAGAUUCUACUUUAUUUCUGUGUUAUAAAUAUUUCAAUACAUCUUUAUUCCUUAGGAUUCUCCGGUUGCUUCAAAGACCGCUUUUCCUGAGAAUGAGUAUUCUCCUUCCUCACCAAAGCAUCAAGCCACAGUCAGUAUAAAUAUUGUCAUACACAGAUUGUUGAGCUCACUAGUCUGAGGCAAAUCCAUGGUUGUUAAUGUAUGCAGAACAUUGUUACACAUCACAUAGUGGAUCAUUCUGUGUCAGGAAAGAGAUUGAAGCCGCUUCUUGUGUUGGGCCUUCUCAAUGUAAUCAACUUCAGCAGCUUCUAGAGCAGUAUUUAGAAGAUGCAUAUCUUCUGUUGACUUGUAAGAUAUAUAGGAUUUAGUCAUGUCCCCAGCAUUGUUCAACCAGGCAGCUUCAUAAGAACACUGUGUUCAAAUAGAUCAGCAGAAAAUGGAGGUAGUGGUGUUAUCCAGUCCUCCUUAAAGGAGGCAUUUUGUCCUUUUUUAAAGCAGCCUUGUUGGCUCCUCAUAACAUUAAUAAACACAAUACUGCUUUUCCAUAUUGCAGUCACUGGCAAUCUACUUUUUAUCCUGUGACCCAGUUAGAUAACAUCAGUCACUAGCAGUUUCUCACACCUUGAUAGGGAGGUCUGCCUGAUACUUUUGAGAUCUGUGUUACAUAGGAAGAGUGUAUAGUUUGAGUUCUUACAGCCGAGUCUUACAAAAUGCCCUUGUACACUAUUACUUUAGAUCAGGCCAGGGAACCUGUGACCCAUCAACCCUAGCCAGCAUGGCCAAUGGUCAGGGGUGACUAUCAGUGUUUACUUGAGAUGGAUAAAACAGACUCAGUAAAGCGUCUCAAUGAAUUUCUUGUUUUAAAAACUCGCUCAGCAUCUAAAUCACAUAGCAUCUGAUAAAUAAUAACAAUUCGUUAAGGUGCAGAUAAUAUCAGGUGUAGACAACUGCACUGCAUUUCUGAUGGAUUUGGCAAUCUGUUUUGUCAAGCAAACACAAUUUUUAGGAGCAAGCUGUUUACCACGAAUAAACUGUGAAAACAGAAAUGCUUCAGAUAUUGAGAAUAUAUAGGUUUUGUUUUUAGGCUACAAAUAAUGAACAGAUGUAAGCAGGUAGGUUACAUCAGUUUAAAAAAAUGUUGUGGUUUAGUAACAUUAGUUAAAAAUCUGGUUUAGCACAUUUAAGGCUGCAAUCCUAUACCCACUUAUCUUGGAGCGAGCCCCAUUGAAUUUAGUCAUCUUACCUCUGAGUAGACACAUAUAGGAUUGUGCUGUUAAUGUUAAGUUCAAGGAACCAUGUCUCUGCAGUUCAGGUGUCAGCUGUUUAGCUCUUCUUGAAAGUAGUUGUGGAAGGAAAGAGAUUAUUUUCUAAUUUAAAGGAAUAACAAGCUGCUUUUAAAACUGAUUUUCUGUUUGUUCUCUUCCCCAGGACCAAGAGAAGUAUGGAUUAUUAAAUGUGACAAAGAUUACAGAAAAUGGGAAAAAAGUUCGGCAAGUAUCUCCAGCACACUUCUAAGUUUUGACGUUUAGGUAUUUUAAAUUUGGUCAGGCAAACAUUCAAUCAUCAAAGCAAUGUAAGGUUGCAAGUGGGUUACUUGUCAGCAUAUUUAUAUGCAAAGAAACCCUGUUUCAGUGAAACUUAAAGGAACUGAUCAGCAUUUUAAAGCCUGCAGCCACACUCCCCACAAGGAGCAUGUUUAGGAAAGCAAUUUUAAGUUUCUUCUGUCAGUAUUACUUGGAUUUUCUGGGGAAGUUUUCUGGAAGUGAAAUAAAUACAACAUUUUUGCAGUGCUAUUGGUUGAAGCCAAUCUGUAGUGGCUCUCUUUGCAACUGUCAGGGUUCUAAACGGAGUAUUUUAAUGUAAGAGAAUAAAUAGAAUAAGCCUGGCUACAUAUUGCACAUACAACACACAAAUGUGAUAUAGUGUGUGCUGUAAGUUUGAGCUACUGUGGCUCAGGCCCAUGCUGGUGGGUGGGGGCAGAUGGGCACACUGGCCCCUGGCUUUGGAGGGCACAGCUGGCCAGGGGCCCCUGCCAGGAACCGACUGCCUUUUUUGUUUGAAUUUAUAGCUUUAUUCCCACCCCAGGCCUCAGACAAGCUCUGUACAGACAAGCUGGAUGUGACUAGUUAGUCUCAAAAUAAAGGAUUGCUUUUAUGUAGGCAUUCCUGUUUCAGUGAUUUCAGCAGGCCAAAUUGGCCUUUUGUCAAUAACAGCUAUACCUGUAGACACGGUAAUACAAAGGGUCAUUUGUCAAGCACCACUGGGCAGUCUCAGUUAUUUGAUCAAUCUCCUUGACUGUGUACAUUUGCCUACCUCUCCUACAGAAAAAACUGGAUGUCAUCAUGGGCUGUAUUGCAAGGUCCCUCGUUAUUGUUUACCAAGACUCAAGGAGGUGGGACUAGCUGGGUAAGUACUGGAAAGUUACUGUAUUUUCAGACUCCUCCCCCUCAUCUCUACUGUUAAUGCAACCAUGUGGAGAUAACCGUGCAUUAAUGCAGUACAAGCGAUUGCAGGGUGGGGGUUAAAACAAGCAGCUCUCCUAGUGGAGAAGCUUUGUUCUGUAUGAAGUGGCCCACACCCGUGGAACAAAGAAGUGACUCUUUUAAACUGAUGGAAUUCAAAAUGGGGAUUUGUAAGCACUCCCAAGCCAUCUGAAAUGCCCAUCUUUCCCAAGGUUGGUUAAGACAAAACACAAGUAGACCCCUUGUCCAGGCCACUAAACGUCAGUAGCCAACAGGGCCAUGGUGGAGACAAGUGUUGCGGUGGGAAUUUAGGAAUAUAAUAUAGGCAACUCCCAAUUCACGCAGGGGUUACGUUCCAAGGCAUCAUGUGUUUAUGUGAAAUUGUGUGUAUUUGAAACAGCCUGCAAACCGCUGCCCCACUCCCUUUUGUGACUUUUGGGGUAACUUCUGAGUUUGGCGUGAUGCACGUGUGCCCAGUUGCACACGUGUCGGACACGCCGAAAACAGUCAUUGCCUGUAUGGGCAGGUUGUGCAAUGUCUGGGGCAGGGAAGCCCUCUAAAAACAAAAUGUCAAUGUUUGUUUUUCCCUCCAGAAGUUUGGGGUCAACCAAUCCAAGCCAGAGUUCACAGUGGAUCUCAGGGGUGCAUUUGUCGACUGGGCUUCUAAGGAGAAAUCUAGCAAGAAGAAUGUGAUUGAGGUGACUGUUUUUGCCUAACUUUAUUUUGGGUACUUAACAUGACCAUAGAAAAAAAUGGGUAACGAGUUAAGCAUUUUACAAAAAAUAUUUACGACAAACCUUUAGAAGUCUUAUAACUUAGAAAUGUGAAUACUUAAGUGGCAUAUAAAUGUCUUAAACUGUCGGGGUUUCUUAGAAUAGAUAGAGUAUAAUAUAGUAAUUGACCUAGUGGUCGGGUAUUUUGGAGCAACACAUAAAAUACGUACUUCCAUUCUAAUGCCCAGAUUUCUUUUUAUUUUAAAGCUGAAAACACGGCAAGGAACUGAAUUAUUAAUCCAGUCGGAUAAUGACAUUUCUGUAAAUGAAUGGUUUAAAGUUCUUAAUUUUGCUAUCAGUAACCAGGUAUGUACUUAUGAUGGUUUGCAGAUAAAAGUUUAUAAUCUAAGUUAUUGCUCUCCCCCACCACCAUUCCAUUUCUACCUCUUGCUUGAUCGUUUGAGGAAUACUUCACCCUGAAACAACUAAACCACAAUAUAGGACCAAAGCAGCAAUUGCUCUGGAAUUUUGAGACACAUCAGUGGAUGAGGAUUGUUUUUAUAAUGUUUUUAAUGAUUUGUUUCCCGCCCUGGGCUCUUUUGGGAUGAAGGGUGGGAAAACUGAAUAGGACAAUGAUAAUAAAAAUAAGCUAGUGAGAUCAUCAUCUUUAUUAUGGCCAAUAGAGGAAAAAAGAUAUUCUUGUAGUUCUAAUUGAGGGUUGUGUCCAACUAACGUUUAAUGUACCUAAAUUAGCCACUAAUUUCAGUGGGUCUCCUCUGAGUAAAGUUUAGUUGACUGCAAACCACAAUAAGAAUAUAAUGAUAAAAAUAUGUUCAAAUGUUGAGAUUCAAAAAGGAACAUUAUCUAGUUCAUGGUUUAUGUGGAAUAUGAACUAGACAUUUCUAGCUUAUGUCCUGAAGUAUAUACUGUGUGAGCUGAAUUGCAGCCAGGUCUUCAAGACUUGUUUGGACCAUUUCUUUGUCCCUUGAUACAGUCCAAUAUUAUUUUGGGAUUGAGAAGAGGCAUGUGCAGAUGUAUGUGUUCCUGUACUGCAAUUUCCAAAGGAAUCCCUGCAGUAGUGUUUAGCAUGUGGCGUUGAUAAACUUGUGGCAUUGCACCUAAUGAUCUUAUCACUUUCACUGCUGCAUAUACAGAUUUAGAUUCUUGAGAUACUCAAAUGUCUACCAGUUUUGUCCCAAGCGGACAAAUAUGUCUUGUACAGAUUUAUCGGUGUUUCAGUUUUGCUUAGUCUGUUAAAGAUUUGAUUUAGCUACUGAAGAAAAGGACCUUCUUAAGCAGGAACAUGCUUUUGCACUUUCUGUAGGCUCUGAACUGCUAUUGAGUGAUGCAUAUAUCUGUUGUUCCUUUUGUACCUUUGUUCUGAAUGACUCCUGAAUUUCCAGGGUUAAAGAUUUUUUUCUCUGAUUUACAAAGAGGAAAUAGGUUAGGGUAGAGAGGGUUAGAACUGAUUUAUAGCUUUCUAACUAGAAAACUAGUUUCUAUUUUCUUAGGCUUAUGCAUAGUAAAUCUGUGGGUGCUCAGAGCAGCGAAUGUGGACAGUUAACUAUUUUGCUGAUUGACUUACUUGAGAAGGAAAAGUGCUGGAUUUUGCAAUCCUAGAAGGAAUUUUAGAGUGGAGAAUCAUGGUGUUUCAGUAUUAAGGUCAAACAAUUAAGUUACUAAUAAAAUAACUGGCAGUUUGCUUGAAAUGCUGCCCCAAACAUCAUGUUCCAGGUACGUAGCUUUACUGGGACAUUGUCAACAGCUUUCCCAGUUUGCACAGGAUUUGCCUGGCACUAACUGAAUGAUUCCAUUAGCGUCAGAUGUUUAGCCGAGAGAGUCAGUAGAGAUUUGUUAGGCUGACUUAACUGUAUAGUUCUGAUCUUUUGCUUGAGAAGACUUUUGCCAACAGGUGUUUCCAGAGUAUGAAACCACCAAGACCAAUUUUCAGUGCAGAUUACACCAAUGUUGCAUCUUUGUCAUACAAACGAGUGAUUAAUUUGCUCGCAGCAGUGCCAAUUCUGCUUGCAAAAUUGAUUUACAGAUGCCAUGUGGAUAGGGAGUCCAUUGGAAAUCUAUGUUCCAUUGUAAAAUGAAAAUGGCUUCAAAAUCAUUUUAUCAGUUUCAUUAAAUCAUGUGUUAGUAAUUUUGAAAUCAUCCUAAUGGUGUUAUAUGAAGGAUGUUACUUUAAAAAAUAAAGAAGAGCUGUUAAACUGGGUAGCAACAAAGACAUUGAAUCCUUUUCUUAUUCUCAAUAGACAGUAGAGUCUGAUGAGCCAUUCGAUGAUGAGGUGCCAGAUUCUCCUGGGGUGGAAAAACAGGACAAAGAAAAGGACCAUAAAGAGUCAAAAAAACUUCGUUGUAAGUUUAAAUUCAGAGUAAAUUCCUAUGCUUCGCUCCACCCCUCCACCAACCUCCAGCAGUAACACCACCACUGGCCACUUGGUCAGGGGCAUCACCAGCAGAGACCAACAGGGCUGGGCAGAAGGAAUUCUCUGUCUCAACUACGCCAAAUCCAUGGCAGAUUGGAUUGCAUUAUAAAUCAGUCACAUGAGUUGGCUUUGGGGCAGAGCACAGCUCUGAGUUGAGCAAGUGAAGAGAAGAAACUGUCUCCCCUCUCUGCCAUAAAUAUUUGGAACUUGCCUAGUUGAUAUUCAGAUUUGAUAUUAUGUUGCAAUUUCGUCUUCUGAGGAUUUUACCUUCAGCACAGGCUAUGUUUUAUAAAUCAGGACAAAAUAGCUUAAAACACACCAGUUUUUUUAUAUGCAGCUUGCUUGUUUUUCGUUUGCAGCAAUAAAAUUAUCUGGCAGCAUUGAUGCUUCAGAACAGAAAAAGACCAAAACGAAACUGAAGAAAUUUUUAACCCGCAGACCCACAUUGCAAGCAGUCCGUGAAAAAGGCUAUAUCAAGGGUAAGCUUUUUGUUUUCAAUAUUUGUAAUAACCCUUGGCUAGCAGACUAUUAACAUCAAUUUCUUACGUCUGAGUAGGAUAGCUAUUUCCUCAGGAAAUAGGAGUGAGCUUGGUUGCUUGCAGCAUUAAUUUUUUAAAUCCUAGAUAGCUGCACACUAAAGAUCCAUGUUGAGACUAAAUUCAAAAGAAUUCUUCAAGAUAAAAAUAAACACUAUAAUCUUCCCAGUGAAGAUUCAGUGUAAUCUCUCUGUGCACCCAGAAAGAAAACAUUAAGCAUGAAGUUCAGCACAAGCAUGCGUUCCAUUUUUUAGAGGAGUCCUCAACUUUAAAAUAUUUGGUGUUAUAUGGUUCUUGUUUCUGCUUCCACGGCUGGUUUUGCUGUUCUUCUUUCUGUAUGUCUGGACAAAAAGAGACUACUUGCAGCAUGGGAUUGUGAUUGGGCUUACCUGGCGUGGCUUUCACUUAUACAUUCCUAUGUGGAAGGAGAAUAUCCUCUCCCAUUAGUUCCCACAAGGACUUUCUUUGUCCACUGUAGUCCUGCUAAAGAGGGAAUAAAAUAACAAACACCCAAGACAACCACAACACAUCCUGUGACAUAACACAUUUGUUAGUCUUUGUUUUUACUGCAACAAAAUAACAUGGCUUCUCUUCCAGGAAAACAGUGAUACAGCCAAAGCCUUACAGUCCUAAGAGGAAAUAGCCAGCUUCUCGGUAUUUCUUAGCUCUCCCCACCCCAAGGGUAUCUUACGUCCCUAGGAAAUACAGCCUUUGAAGUGUCCACGUUAAAGACCAAAAACAGUAUUAUUCUGAGGAUUACACUUAACAUAUUUGUGUCCUCGCAGCUCUAAGGCUCAUUGGGUUGAGAGAAAAUACUUUUCUCAAGACAACCCAGAAUGUUGCACAGACAGUCCCUUUCUGUAUCCAUAUAUGGAUCUGUAUACAGAUGUUUUCAGUAAGAAAUGUAACACACUAUCCAUCAGAUCACACUUUUUCCUUUGCAGGGAUGCAGUGUCAGGCUAGACUUGUCACUGAGCAAAGGAGAUGUGCCGCUUAGCCAAAAAUCAGUUUGUCUUCCAGGUUGUGUGCUCUCACCCUGCCAUUGGUGGUGGUGAGGACUGCUAGAAAGUUGGGCAAGUUUUCUGGUUCCACCGAUUCUAAGGUCUCUUUCAUUUCCCCCAAUUCUGGUCAAACUCGUUGACUCAGGAGCAACUUCUGAACUGCAUGCCAUUCUCAGAGGAUAUAAGGGUUUUUUGAAACUGCUUUUCUCUGGAAAUAUUACAAGUCAGACCUAUAAUUGGUCUAAAGUUCAGAAGACGUCAGGGUCUGACUUAGGUCAUUCUGUCAUCUGUUGCCAUAUAGGAGCACAUCUUUAAUGAAAGAGGAUUUUGCCCAAUCUUAUUGUGAAACUGUUCCACACAAAAUUCCCUACAAAAAAACCAAGUCUUUCAAAAACCUGGAAUGAAGGAAGGGGGAGUCUUUCCACACGGAGCGGAGGUUAUGUUCUUGAGUAUGGGUAUUAAGUGCUGUGCCUCAUUUUGUCUCUUUUCGCAUGCCAACAUUUCCGCUCACAAGCAGAAGGGAAAAGGUAGCCGAUUUCUCAUUCCAUUCUGUAUGAUGCUGCAGUGGAGUUUCAGGGAUGUCAUCUAGCUUCCAGCAAAGGGGAGAGAUCAGCUUCCUAUAAAAAUAAGCUAGCUGCGCAUUCUGGCUAUAUGCCUUCUGAGGCCCAGAGCAUCACAUUACAGUCUUUCACUAAUUUAAGAUGUGAAAUUGAGGGAAGAUGUACAGCAGUGCUGACAAUCUUUUGUUGCUGGCUUCUUUGCAUUUCCUUCUUUGCAUGUAAGCAGAGGGGUUAAGCAGAGGAAACAGCACCUGGAGAGAAGGGGCCAUCUCUCUCCCCCCCCUGCCCCCCAGGCUUUAGGGCCAGGGAACAAACAAGUACAACCCCAAGUCCCUUCCUGAAAGGACGGCCCUUUUCUGCAAAAUGAAAUAACCUGCUAGAGUACAGUACAAAAGGUGUCACAAUGGGCCAUGUCAAUAUCUUGCUGCCUGCUAGCAAGACAAGGCUGGUUGGGAAUCCCCUCCAGCUGGUAUCAUUUUUGUUGGAAGCCUGUUCACUCUGAGAAGUUCAGCUCAAUCACUUGUAAACUGCUUUCUUUCCCUGUUUUUCAGAUCAAGUGUUUGGCUGCAAUCUAAACAGCUUGUGUCAAAGAGAGAACAGCACUGUGCCAAAAUUUGUGAAACUGUGUAUUGAAUAUGUUGAAGAACAUGGUAGGUGAAAGACACCUCACUUUUUAAUAUUAAUGUUUUUUAUAGUAACUGGUUAGAGGCUUAGUUAAUUUUUUACAUAGAAGGACAUGUUACUACUAUAGACACAUAUCUGGGCAUAAUGUACACUCUGUGAACCAUAAAAAUAGUUUCUCAGCCCUUUUCCUCCUUAACUACUGGAAAUGACUUGCUUAGAAACUUUAGAAUCUUUCCAUUUUUAACUAUUCCUAUACAACUGUGUUUUAAUGCUUUAUAGUGCAAUCAUGGCCUAUUCAGAAAUAUGUCCCCCUGAGUUUAAUGCGAGUUACUUCCAGGUAAGCAUGUAGGAUUGCAGCCUGAUUGUGUUCCUUCUGCUAUUCCAAAAGGAGAGGCACAGUCUACAGCUUCAAAAAAGAAAUGCAAGAGUAUGUUGUAAUAACAAGUUUGUUUAAAUACCUUGUUGACCUCCAGAAUAGCUCACUUUGCCACAUAGAUUUAAUUUUAACAAGCAGACAGAACUUUUCAAAGCAUUAGCAGAAGCAAACUUCUCAGUCUAUUUGAGUGCCUGCUGCUGCAGCAAUGGAGAGGUCGAGGAUGACUGACAGUGUAUCCCACUCUUGAUGGCUGCUACCAGCAUCUGUCCAGUUAAGCCUUGAAAUGCUGGGCAAAAUUACCAACUUCAAGAGACUCUAGGAAAAGCAACAACCCCAACACUAAAGGACAAUUGGAAGCCCAUUGUGAUAGAAUAUAAGGAGGAGUUUGUCAGCAAAUGCUGAAUAUUGUAUAAUUCUUCUUGUUUAUGAAAAUUGUAUCACCUUUUUGAAGGAGUGUAAUCAUUUCUUUUUUUUUGGUGCAUUUUAUUAAAAUAAAUGUUGUUCAUUCUAAAACAUAUGAAUUUACACCUAUAACCACUUACUGAACAAAACUUUAAAAUUUGUUCUAGGAUUGGAUGUUGACGGGCUGUAUAGAGUUAGUGGCAAUCUUGCAGUAAUACAGAAGUUGAGAUUUGCUGUUAAUCAUGGUAAGUUGCUAUACGUAACAAUUAGUAGUUUGCAGUGUUAACACUAAAUUUAUUUAGUUCUUAGCAUCUGUAAAGUACCAAUACAUCAACUAACAAAUUAUAUUUUGUUUAUGAAAUACUGUAUUUUUUGCUCUAUAAGACGCACCUAGCUUUUGGAGGAGGAAAACAAGGAAAAAAAUGUUCUGAAUCCCAGAAACCAGAACAGCAAGAGGGAUCUGGCUUCUGGGAUAGCCACCGAAGCCUCUCCUGGGGAGCGGGAUGAAGGCUCCCCCUGACUGGAAGAGGCUGCGCGCGGCUAAGCUGCCCUCUGUUCCCUCCCGCAAAAGCCAGCCAAGAGCCGCACGUUCUUUAAAGGGAGCGCGGCUCUUGCAGGUUUUUCUACAAGGUGGAAAAAAGGACAGCCUGUCAGUGACGGGCUGCCCUUCUCCCUCCUCGGGGAAAAGCCCCCAAGACACGCUAGGCCCGGCUCUUUAAAGAGCAUGCGGCUCUUGGGGGCUUUUCUGGGAGGUGGGCGAAGGGCAGUCCGCAAGAGCCGUGUGAAGCCUCCGCAGGGCACGAGGAGCCCUCAUGGGCUAUCCCAGAAGCUGCGCAGCGCUCCCUCAUACUGUUCUGGCUUCUGGGAUAGCCCUCGAAGACUCCGCAGGGCAGCGGAUGAAGGCACCCCGCUGCCCUGCAGAGGCUUCGCGCAGCUAAGCCAGAAGCUAGAACAGCGAGAGGGAGCGCUGUGCAGCGUUCCCUCUCCCUGUUCUGGCUUCGCCGCGCAGCCUCCAAUCGCUCCAUAAGACACACACACAUUUCCCCUUACUUUUUAGGAGGGAAAAAGUGUGUUUUAUAGAGCGAAAAAUAGGGUAGGUUUUUAAUCUUUAACGUGUGUGUGUGUGUGUGUGUGUGCGCGCAUAUACAGUCAUACCUCAGGUUGCAAAUGUGAUCCGUGUGGGAGGCACGUUCACAACCCACAGCGUCUGCGCAUGCACGUGAUGCAAUUUGGUGCUUCUGCGCGAGCGCUGAAACCCGGAAGUACCCGGAAAUAACCCGUUCCAGUACUUCCGGGUUCGGCGCGGUGCGCAACCCGCAGCGUUCGUAACCCGAGGUAUGACUGUGUGUGUGUACACACGCGCGCACACACACCCCUUCAUACCUUGUUUGAACAUUGUAUUCUAGAAUAAGAACUGUGAUGGCUCAUGUAGCUAAAUACUCUAAUACUGUAUCUGUUUCAGAUGAAAAACUGGAUUUGAACGACAGUAAAUGGGAAGAUAUCCAUGUGAUUACAGGAGCUCUGAAAAUGUUUUUUAGAGAACUGCCAGAACCACUAUUCACUUACACUCAUUUCAAUGACUUUGUUAAUGCAAUCAGUAAGUAUAUGCUAAAGAAGCCUUCCACCCUGAGACAGUUGUAUAGCAACUUCAGAACUACGGCCAUGUCAGACAGUUAUACAAAAAUAAGAUACUGAGUUGCAAAAUCAGAAAGUGCCCCCCCCCAUUCAAAUUUCACCUUGGUCAUGACCUCACUAGGAUUGUGGCUUAAACAAAUCACAGUCUGUUGGCCUCAAAACUUCAUACUCAUCUGCAGCGUUAGGAUAAUACUGAUCUACUUUGCAGGCUAUUGUUAGAAUUGCAACACAAUUAUGUAUGGGAAGUGCUCUGAAUAUUCCUUAAAGUUGGACUGCACACCUGUGGCUCUCCAGCUGUUGGAAUCCAGCUCUCAUCAGUCUUAGCCAGCAUAGGCAAUGGUUGGGGAGGUGCUGUUCAGCCAGACCUGGAGGGCUGAAGGUUAGCCAUUCCUGCUGAAAGGAAACAAAACAGAAAGCACUUAAGUGGGUAGGUGCAGAGAAAUGAUGAAAAUCAAAUUCAUUUUCAAAGUGAGGCAAAUGGUCAAGCAGUGCACUAUAUUAUGCAAAGCACAUAUCCAAGCAAAGUGAAUAUGAAAUUCAGACUGCGUGGAUAUGGCCCACUCUUUUUAAAAUUCCUUUUGUUUAUCUGAAACAUUAUUGAAUAUGAUUUUCAGUAUAGCGAACAAUUACACAUGAACAUGCACACAUAUUUAAUUAAGCUAUUUCACACAUGUGGGUGAAUCACUUAAUUAUUUUCUUAGCUUUUGUAAACAGGGAGAAGUGUAAAUAUACAUCUAAGAGGGACAGUUACUUUUUGUAGUGAACUGCCCAUUCCCAUUUAAGCCGAGUUCCACAGCAUUAAGAUGCUGUAGAAGUCUCAGGAGUCAAUUCUGCAAGAGGCAAAUACAUUUUCUCUAGUUUUGUUGUUGUAGAAUGGCUAUGUUCACUAUGGCCACUAGGUGGUAAUAUGCAUUAGCUAAUGUCCUUGCAAUCAAAUGAUAAACAGUGAAAAGCAGUGUGCUUAAAAGUUCUCUCUCCCCCUCUCCCUCUCCAGAACAAGAGCCUAGACACCGUGUUCAUGCUGUAAAAGAGCUGAUUAAACAGUUGCCAAAGCCAAAUCAAGAUACCAUGCAGGUGCUCUUCAAACAUCUCAAGAGGUAAGUAGUGCAUGGAAGAAAAAUGUGGCUCGGUCUGUUUUUCACAUCCAGAAAUAAAGAAACAUGAUGAAAUCACGUUUCUAUUUUGCUCUGGAGGUCACCUUGCCCAGCCAGUCCCAGCCCCCUUGUGCCUGCCUUCUAGAAAAACAAGUUCAAGCAUUGCUUUUUUAAACUCAGUUUUGUGUAAAUUUGUGGUGGGAAAAAGGGGCCAGACCUAUAAAGGGGGUUUAGCUGUCUGUGAGAGGUCUUGAUAUGCAUUGGUGCAGAUAUAUGUGGCUGCGUGCUUCCCCAGGGAGAAAUGGAGACUGAUCAUGCUGCAAAGUUCCAGAAGGAUACAAAAAGUAUGCGCAGGCUUCAUUCGUUUUAUAAUCUGAGAAAGCAUCCUGUGAAUGUGACAAUUGCUUAGUUGAAGAUGUUUGCACAUAUCAGUGUUUCUGGAUUAGGAUACCUGCAUACAGAAUUUCAUUAGGGAAGUUAUUAUGCUAUCUGCCUUCUCGUUUGUGAUAUGAAUUUGUAUUGGAAGUUCAGUGUUUGCUCUCUCCCCCCUCCUCUCUCUCAGAAUUGUAGAAAAUGGAGAGAAGAACCGAAUGACCUAUCAAAGCAUAGCCAUAGUCUUUGGUCCAACCCUGUUGAAGCCAGAGAAAGAGACUGGCAACAUAGCCGUUCACACAGUGUAUCAGAACCAGAUUGUAGAAUUAAUUCUACUGGAAUUGAACUCCAUCUUUGGACGCUGA
This is a messenger RNA of Podarcis lilfordi (Lilford's wall lizard), 58801 nucleotides long. Lineage: Eukaryota; Metazoa; Chordata; Lepidosauria; Squamata; Lacertidae. The record is from the annotation of a GenBank genome assembly.